AUGGACUUUGUGUACCUACUGCAAGUAGGUAUUGAAGAUUUUCUCAUGGCUGUGUAUUUGAUCCUUCCUCUUGCCAAAGCAGCUCCUCCGCAGAAGUCUGACAACUGCCAGGAUCUCAGAAUUAAUUAGCUUUUGCAAUGAUAGACCAUCAAGAUCAUAUCAUCAGGGUUGCGUUGAUUCAUCUGAACUGUUCAUACAUUACAAUUAUAUUUUUGCAAGUGGAAUAAUAUCAGUAAUUUUCUGAUCUGCCCCCGCACCCAGUUUCCAUGGUAUCUGAGAGCCUCCAAUCUGUUACCAAUCGCUACACAGAGUGAUCACCUCUCCUCAGUCCAGCUUGCCACAGUGAAAUGUGCAGAUUGAAACCAGGCUCUCACUGAAUACUAAAAUUGUGAUCAUAAACCAGGGGUCACCAACCUAAGGCUCAUGGGCCGGAAGCUGCCUGCGGAGGUUGUUUGAUUGGCCCAUGAGCCGCCCCUGAACUGAGCUGCCCACUCGCAUGCUGCGCUAAAGCAGUGCAGUGUGGUGCGGGGUCUCACUUCCGCGGUGCCGAAAAUUGCAAGGGGGGGGGGAACGAUCUGGCCCAGGCAAGAUAAACCUUGCUGACCUGUCAUAAACUGGAGCAAUAUUUUCUUAUGGAGCGCUGUGAAUAUGUUUUCUUGUUCUCUUGAGGAAUCAUAUGAGUUUCACCUAUAAGAAAGGGCAAAAAACUAGCCAGAAUGGAGAGAAGCUAUACCGUAGUGUGUAAGCCAGAUCAGAAUCAAUCAAAGCUGAUAAAUAGACAAAGAGGAUCAAUACUGUUUCACUGAGCUUCUAGGCGCAGCCUUUUACAGGAUCAGUUCUCUUGUGGGGGGAGAGAGCAAUGGAGACUUGUGUUCUUUUACAGAUAUGGUGAACACUCAAACUGAAUUUUAGUCUUUAAAGCACCAUCAUCUCCCCCCCCCCCCGGUUAAAAAACCCCCCACCAAAAAAUAGCGUGACCUUGGAGCAAUUUCCUCCAGGUUCCAGUUGAGAGCAGCAGUGGGAAAUAUCUGUUGUCUUCAAGCAAAACCUGGUUGGCCACUGUGGGAAGCUGGCUGAGGUGGCCUGUUGUGUGAUUCAGCAGGACUCCUCUUAUGAAAUCUCCCUGGCUUGCUCUUAGUAGCCAGCUGCAAAAACCUCUUUUCUCUUGUUACUGACUACAUUCAGCUUGUCCAAACUAGUUGGUUCCACCCUCAAUCAGUUGGGCAACCUGUGUUCAGCACCCAGUAACCAUCAGCCAUCAAGGAUAUGUACACACAACAGUUUAAAGUAGAUUUGAUUAAUCACGUGUGCAUGUUUUUCACAUUGUUCGCAUCUGUUGACCCAGUUGUUCUUUGUCCUGACGAGACACUCCUCAGUGGGCUGCUGGCUCUCUAACAGGCAAGGCUUUGAUAUACAAGUACGUUUUCAUUUUUUAAACUACGGCAUAAAUCUGGUAACACCUCCCCCCAAAAAAGUAUGUUUUAAUAUUGGCUGUUUUGCCCACUGUGAAAUAUGCUUGAUAUUUGGCUUCUGUGAAAGUUGUUCAUUAUUGUGCUAAUUUACAGACAAUUAUCUAUAUGGCACAGGUAAACAAAUAUAUCUCUUGUGCAAACCCACCAUGGACCUCAAGUUUCUGGAACUUCUAGAGGGUGGGGAAGUAGUAAUUGAGGUGAGGGGACAACAGCAUGAAUACAUCCCAUCAAGUACCACCCACUUGUAUAGUUGGGAAAGAUCAAAAUAGACAGGGAGACAAAAGGGCGCAAGAGCACACAUAAAGAAAGGGCUGCUGUGACCCACAUGCACAAUAAUGCCUUGUUGCAUACACAGCUCAAAAGCAAUUUAGCAAGUGGCUUUAGCUAGCAAACGACCCCAAAGCCUUCUGAGGAGAUUAUGUUGCAUAUCUGAAGAGGAUGCUUAUGAGAAUACUAAGCUCAGUGUCAAUGCAGUACCAUGGUAAUUAAGGCUUGAGGGGGUUCUACCCUUUGAAACACUUUUUCUCAUAUCAGUUACAGCACUUGCGUUGUAGAGGUCUUGUAGCCACGGAGCAAAUAUGCCAUUUUACUUGACUUAACUGCAGAGCAGCCCCAAACAUCCUGCACCUUUGGUGUGGGUAGAACCAGCCUUUGAUCCCUAAACAAGAUAGCAACAUCACAUUUCAUCUUCUUUGUUCAUGUGCUAUUUUUGGCUUUGGUUUCUGCAGAUCUGCUUGUACCAAGGCACUUAGGGGCUGAGAUGGGAGGAGAGUUCUGGUUUUUUUACCAGGAUAGUAUUUGGCAAUAAGCAAACAAAGCGGCAAUUGGCUCCCUAUUUACAUGUCAUAAUGAGGAGACAGGUUAUGCAAUCAUAUGUGUAAAGAGACAACAGGACAUUGAUUACUCAGCUCUAUUAUUUCACUCUUUCAUUGUGUUCUUACAUCACGACAACAUAUGGCUGUGAGAUGUACCUUUAGAGCAGGGCUACUUAACAUGGUACCAUGUAGAUGUUAUUGCAUUACAACUACUGUCAUUCUUUACUGUUGGCCAUGCUGGCUGGGGCUGAUGGGAAUUGGAGUUUUGAUUGCCCAGAGUUUUUAAUAUAUGCUAAUUUUGUUCUUUUAUUGUUAAUGUCUUUAUUGCUUCUCACUAUUGAUUUUACUGCUUCUGUUUUAUUUUUGUUGUUCAUUAGUGCUCUUGAGAUGUUGUUGGACUAAAACUCCCAUAAUCCCUGACCGUUGGCCAUGCUAGCUUGGACUGAUGAGAGCCGGAGUCCAACAACAUCUGGAGGGAACCACAUUGGCUACCCCUGGAGUAGUCUGUGGGUGUCACAGAGUGUGCCGGUCAGUAAUCACACAGAUCAUAGUUGGAGUUAACUCUUUAUUAGCAAAACAUGAUCUCCACCGAGCAGGCAGAGUGUCAGCAGCUCAUUCUCAGUAGGUCCCCACCUGCACACAGCCAUCUAAGUCCCUUCCUCCCCAGGGCUGUUGCCAAGCCUUUGGAGACUUAAGACUGCAUGCAGCCUGUUGCUGCUCUGCACAUUUCAACCCUCUUCUGGUUCUGGGAGAUCAAGGGGAAGGGGAGCUUGUUGCAGCAGGAGGGGGAGAUACCUGUGACUCUUCACCAGCCCAACUCAUCUCUGCCUCUUGACUUACUUCCUCCCACUCACCCGCUUCAUCUUCUGCCUCUGAUUCUGGACUUCUGUCUGCCAGACUCUCCCAGCUCACUAAGCUCUGUUACUCAUUCAGCUUCCAACACCUCCUCUUCCCAGUCUUCACCCCCUUCUUCCUCUGACCACUCACUUUCUGGGGCUGCAUCAGUGAGAAAAGGUUGUUGCCUUUUUUCACCAGACAGAAUUGCAGAACAGCCUUCCUAGCCAGCAAUUCUGUAUAAUAUCAGCAAUGGUAGUAUCAUACUCACAAAUGCUAGCAGAGUAGCUCCAUUAGAGACAAAUAUAUGGUCACUUAAGCUUUCACAACUUCUGCUUCAUGCAUAGGUCCUAAUCUAUAAAGUUUUAUGCCGCUGUAAAUGUGCUAAAUUUGAAAGUGCCAUGAUGCCUGUUUCUGUCAUGGAGGGAAGACCAGAGAUGUGCAUAUUAUUCUGGCAAUGCAUCACUGGAAGAGCUUGUUGAUUAUAUCCAAUAUUUUAUCAUCUUGGUGGGGAGAUUUCCAGCCCAGUGUUAUACAUAGCUUAGCUGUAAUAAGGUUCCUGUAUAGGAAGCUGGGGUAACUUGGUUCCAAGUGGUUAAGUAGCACAGUCCUUAGUGGUCUCAUGUGAUCUGGCAUGAAGUCAUUAGGAUGUUUGGACAAACAUGGUACACCCUUCAUGUGUUAGGGGGGCAGUGGAGUCAGGCACAGAUUAUGUGAGCAUGAGAAGGGGGCCCUACAUGCAUACCAUUGUACAUUCAUAGAGCUCCAUGUGAGUGGGAGGAACCUGGGCUAAUCAGGGUCUUCCUUUGCAUUGGAAUUUAUACAUCAGUAUGCAUGUAGGGCCGCUUCUCACGGGCUGCGUACAUAUUACUGACUGAAAAUGCUGCUCAGUUGUUCUUUUUCUGAAGUCACACUGAAGAUAGCUUCAGGGGGUAAUGUAUUGAAAUGCAGUAUUUCAUAAGAAACUGCAGGAUAGAUAAAGGAUAGAAAUGGAUUGUGGCUAAUGCCGUGUGUUUGCUGCUUCCCAAACCGGUGGUGGAAUGUACUGGAUGCAGAAUACACAGGAGUGUGUGCACAAGCUCAUUCUCCAAAUGCAUGGCCAGCGCGUGCAGAGACGGAAGGGUCUCGCUCCUACAGCCCUUUGUGCCUUAGUUUAACAUGUGAGGUGGUUUGUUUGAAUGCUUCUAUUUCUGACAAAGGUCAACAGCUAGUGUCCAGAACUUCUGUGCUGCCUGGGGGUCAUAGCCACCAAAGAUGGAAGUAGAUACUUCUUGCCCUUCCAGAAACCACCAGCAAAUAACUUUGAAACAUGUUUGGCACAUGUCCUCGGAAAAAAGGCAGGAAGCAUCUCUUCUGUGUCUCAAUCUUCUCUCUGUUGCACUAAUUGCAAAACCUCUCAUCCUUGCAUUUGGAGUUUCCUUCCUUCCUUCCUUCCUUCCUUCCUUCCUUCCUUCCUUCCUUCUUUCCUUCUUUCCUUCCUUUCUUCCUUCCUUAUCAGGCCCAUGGAUUCUAAUUAGGCUCACUUUAUCACCACAACAACCCUGCAAGGUACGGUAGCCUGGGAGGUUGUGAAUUGCCCAAGGUCACCCAAGAAGGUGCAUAGCUUAACAGGUACUUUCCUCCCAGAACCAAACUCAACAUUAUUUUUGUUGCACCUGGUGUUUUCAUUGCUGAGCUGGCAAGCGAAGCAUCUUUUUCAUUUUGUUGUUUGUCCUUCCUAGGAGCAGGUGGGGCUUUUGGGGGUUGGUGGGCAGGGGGGACCAUAACAUGGUGACUUUUGCCUGCCACUGAAAUAUGGGGCUGGAAGGACUAAUUAGCUAAUGAUUGUAAUUUGAGCUACAAAUGUGACUGCCAAAUGGGCUGGGAGUGUGCGCGUUUGCGACUCUGUAUAAACCGCAGCACCAAACACCUCCCGCCCACGCAUAUUUAACUGACAGAGAAAAACAUCUGCAACUUCAAAAAGGGGAAAUUCCAGAUGCAGCAUUUGUGACGUAGUGAGGGGGGGGGUGUUCCUCUCUGUCAACCAGGCAUCCCCUGUUCCGGAUUUGACAUUUGCAAAUCCUGCACCCCCAGGAAUAGUAAGAGAAGUAAAAUCACCUGCCUCAGAGGAAUCCUCUCUGGGGCGGGGGGGAAUGUGGGCUCCACAGCAUAUUCACUCCUCACCACUUUCCGUUACAAACCGAGCUGUCACCCGUUCCAUGAAAUCAAUCUGUGGUCUCUUGAGACAUAAGCAGGAUUACACAAGAAUCGCUCAAAAUAUAUAUUUAACUACAAUACUUUAGUGGAUUACAGAGCCAAGCUGAAAUGAACUAAAACAUCAGAUCAUCUCUCUGGCUCUGUGUUGGAAAUGCAUGCUUUGGCCUGUAAGGUGCCGUGCAAAUGUCAUGCCAGCUCUCAGUUAACCAUGCUUAGGAGCCUGGGAACUACGGGAGCAACUGGAAUUGUGUGUGUCCUCUCCCCAGGCUUGAAUACCUGUGCCUGCUCACACUGUUCCUAAACAUGUUUGUACAACUGCAAAAUCAAGCUGUGAACUGCAUAUGAUUUGCUCUAAACUGGGAGCAUAUGCUAUACAGUAGUUUGCAAUCAGACCUGCAGGUUGUGAAGGGGAAGAGGGCUGAGGAUCCAUCAGGAGACAGUUGGCUGUUAUUUUAUUUGUUAGAGAUGCCCCCAUCACUUGGCAGCUGACAAUUAUAACAAUUAAACUGUUAGCAGAAUAAGACUAUAUCCUUAAUCCAUUUUCUAGGAUGCAUGAGCCUCCGUGGUCAAUCCAUCUACUUUUAUAAAGGACAGACAGUGUAUGGCCUGGAUCUUUUUGGUCUCUCUCUCUCUCUCUCUCUCUCUCUCUCUCUCUCUCUCGUGUGUGUGUGUGUGUGUGAGAGAGAGAGAGAGAGAGAGAGAGAGCGCUCCAGAAGGGUAGGAAUAGAGUUGCCACGUUGUAUGGGAAUGUAGCUGUUACCUGGAGUCCUAGGCCUCCCAGCUGGUAGCCUGAGCAGUGUACCAUCUGGCUGAGAUUUUAAGAUUAAACCUGGAAAAACCUUUGCUACAGUCAGUGGUAAGCACGCAUAUCCCCCCUGCAAAUUUGCAUAUUUUGUUGGUUUGUUUUGCUGUCUCCCCCCCCCGCCCCCCAUGGCCGUUACCUACCUUGAGCUUAGUAAGAUGUGGUAUAUGGGUCAAAAAUGCAGCAAACAAAACAUAAAUAUGUCAUUGGGAACAUACACUCUUUGUUUCAGAAAAUAGUCACAGCUCAACAUGCACAUAGACCACACCCACCCACCCAGAUGGAUGGAUUGAUUCAUGUGCACAGCAUUUCUAGAAUGACAGGCAGGCACACUGAGUCAAGACUAGUGCACAUACAUAUAUCAACACCCACGCGUUCCUACACAGAGCAGUUGUAGAUGCUGACUCCCCUAUCCUGCCGUGCAGUUUUAUUAACAGAUUGAAUACAGAGAUGAGCUGAUCACAUGCUAAACAGAAACCUAAGACUAUAGAAUAUGCAUAUAUAAUACUAGAUGGGUGCACAUGCAAAACACAACACAUACACCAGGAAAAAAUGGAAAUUGUGGCACUGCUUUUUUUUUUUUUUUAAUUAAAUAUUUUAUUAAGGAUUUUCUUGUUUUACAGAAGUAAGUGUACUGCCUCGUAUAUAUAUUUUUUUCAUGUAACAUUUUUACAAAUCCAUUUCAUUUGUUGAGGCAUUAGGGGGGAGAAGAGAAAAAAAAAAACUGAAAAAACAAAGGGGGGUGGAGAGACAGAAGAUGGAUGGGGGUGGGGUCGGGUGGCGGUGUUUCUAUUAUGUUUAAUGUAUGUAGAGUUUGGUGUCAGCGUUGCUUGUGUUGUUCACUUGUGUUCCUUUCGUGGUGAGAGAGGUUGGGGUUGGCCUAGGGUGUGAUUGUCUGCUUGUGAUUGGCUGUGGUGAUCUUUGUUUUCGUGUGUGAGUGAGGUGGGUGGGUGUUUUGGAUCAGGUUAGCCAUAUUGAUUUGUAUGCUGUUGGUGGAUUAUUGUCAUUGUCCUGUUGGGCUGUGUAUGUGAUAAAGGGGAGCCAUACCAGGGUGAAGACGUCGUCUUCUGUUUGUCCCCGUGUCAGUUUCAGUUUAUUAGUUAAUUUUUCUAGUAGGGCUGUUUCCCAUACUAUUUGGUACCAUUGGUCCAUGUUUACUCCUGACAGGUCUCUCCAGUGUCUGGUUAUGGUGUUUCUGGCUGCUGAAAGUAGGUGGGUUAUGAGUUCUUUGUGGUGUAAAUGGGCAUUGUUGUCUUGGAAGAUGUUUAGUAGGGCCAAUUCUGGGGUGAUGUCUAUUACUUGCUUAGUUAUUUUACAUAUUUCUUGUAUGGCUGUUGUCCAGAAUAGUUGGAUUUUGGGACACUCCCACCACAUGUGGAGGUAUGUGCCUGUGGAGGUGCACCCUCUCCAGCAUUUUGGUGAGGUUCCUGGGUGUAUUAGCGCUAAAUUGUGGCACUGCUGACGUUUUUCAUGUUCACAUGUAUAAAUACACUUAAAGGGACAGUGAACAGAACUGCCACCUCAAACGUAUUUUCCAUUCAUAUGUGUCAAUGUGCAUUUAAAUAAACUUCAAAUAUAGAAGUGCACACAUAGCUUUGACAAUUAGCCAAGAGGCAUUUUUAAAAAAAGAUCUGUUUGCCAUUUCAGCACUAAUCAAGUGGGAACCCUAACAGAGAUGUGCAAACACCUAACAGAGUUCAGACAAACAUGACCUUUUGUGGCCAAUACAUUCCCUCCACCCACCUCAGCUUGCAGGCCUGGGAACUCCAUUCACCUAUUCCUCACCUGCCCUUGUGUGUAUAUGUUUUCCUCCUCCAUAGCAGCAGGCAGAUGCUGAUAAUCAAGCAGCCCUGCCCUGGCUCUGGGCUUAGAUUUCUGCCAAGAAGGAAAACCCUGUUGAGGAAAUAAACAAAUAACAGUGAUGGGUGUAACAUCUGCCUCAGCCAAGGAGUGAGCAGGGCAUGUGGAAUGCAUUAGUUUAGCCCUUUGUGGGCCAGAUUUUCAAAAGCACCCAACUCCAGUUUCAGUAUUGCAGUAAGGGCCAAAGAGUUCCCUACCAGUUCCUUUCUUGUGUCCUACAAACAAAUUGCUAAAACUGCUGUUGGGCCUCCUCUGCACGCCCAAGCUAUGGGCAUAUUGCACAAUGCCUACAAACCUACAGGGACGCACACAGACACAGACAUGAAGUGUACCACUGAAUAGUAUGCAAGAUGGAGGUCUGUGUGUGCAAAGCUAGAGAAACAGUGCUCUUCUUGCAAUCAACGAGAUGUAACGAAUGGAAAGGAAGAAAACCUUGUGUGGAAAAGUUGCAGCCUGUAGUUGCAACAAACCACUUGCAUAACCAAGCACAUAAAAAGAACCUCCAAGGCCACAAUCUUCAGAGUCAGAUUGUUAAGUGGGCUGCCCACAGGCACAAGGGUGGUGUGGAUUAGCCCUAAUUUUUAAAACACAGUGACUGCUGGACAUGCUGGCAAUCUGGCUUUGCGGCAAACCAACCCACAUAACUCAUCACUGUGCAUUAAUUAAAAAUGGGUUGAUUUAAACAGCAGCAAAGGCAGCUCAGUUGGAAACUAGUCCCCACAUGUGUUCUAUCAGUCAGUCUUAACAUGCUGGCAAAUUCAAUGCACUCAAAGGAAAGAGGAUGAACCAGAAAAUAGUGGGAAGGCAGGGGUUUUUUUAAAACAACAACAAACUUUUUAACUGUGCAGGAGUGGACUUUGGUAAUAUUUCAUAGUAUGGCACCCUGUGCGAGGCCAAAAAUUUGAUGCCCCCUUUUCAUUUACGGAUCUUCUCAAUUUUGCACCCUCUUGACUCGGCACUCUGGGGGGGCGGGUACUGCUUGUACAGCCCUAUAUCCAGCACUGAACUGUGCUGCUCUGCAUAGAAAAGGAUUCUCUCUAAACCACAAACUACUAAUACACAGGUGGAACCUGUAACAAAAUGUUGCAGUGUGGACUGUUCCUGUUCAGGGUGUUAUUGGGGUUGUUGUUUUUAUUUUGAUCAUAUAAUAUAUAUACUGUGUGUGUGUGUGUGUGUGUGUGUGUUACCUGGAGGUCUCAGGGCAGUUCACAGAAAAGAUAAACAUAAAAACCACUGGUUUUUAUGUUUAUCUUUUCUGUGAACUGCCCUGAGACCUCCAGGUGGUAAAGGGCAGUAUAUUAUUCAUCAUUAUCAUCAUCAACUAUGCUUUUUUCCAGGAUAUUCCAAUCCAUCACAUACCUUUUUCUUUUUUGUCCUACCCCAACACUCUGUGACCACUGUCCAUAUUCAGUCACCAUUUAGCUGUCUCUCUGUGUGCCUUUUGUCCUCUGGGUUCCCUCGUGCCUCUAAAGAUUUUUCUGCUUCUGCCAACCUUCAGGUAUCCCUGAACAAUCUGUUUCCCAUUAGCUCCUUCAUAACUCCAUAGCUGUCAUAGCUCAACUUUCAGUUUGAUUCUAGUAUAUCAUAAUUCAGGAUACAGUUCAAUAAAGCUGGAAUGGCUCUAGAGCAGUUCUGAUUAUAAAGCUGUGUGCUGGAUCUUAUUGCUCUGAUCACAAUUCACAGGUUUCUGUUGAAAUGUUGGGUAUCUUCUUCUGAGCACAUUCUUAGCUCUUCUGAAGUGACUGAGCUCGUAUGUCCCAUGUGGGCUUGGUGUGCAUCUUAGGAUAUACCCAGAAUCAAGUUUUCGACAGAAGGUGACCCCAAAGAUAGAAGUUUGAAAACCGUUAAUCUAAGGGAACUAGGAUGAAUGUUUUCAUACUUUUUUUUAACGCCUUCGUCGGGAAUUCUGCAUGUAUCCACUUAUCUCACUUACCGUAUCUCACUUAUACCCAUUGUUCUUGCUUUCUCCAUGAAAACAGCAUAUAAGUAAUCAGUAGAUAUGGUUGAGAGAAAUGCAAAACAGCAAUGCAAAACAGCAGCGGGGAGGCCUAGAGGAAACGUGGAAGAGGGAGGGAGAGAUUCUUAUAGGCUUUGUGGAGAAGAUAGGGGGGCACUUUUCCAUCCUGGUCCUAAUUUCUGAGCCCGGGUCCCACCGCCUCGUUGGAUGGCCAGGUCUCUAUUGAGGAAGCAGCUCGUAUCGUUUUUCUUUUCUUUUUGCCCGCCAUUCUUCCUCCUCCUUUCACCCGCCCCUCCCCUCCACCCGGUGUUGUGUGCUUUAAUGUAUACAAUGAAGGAAAGAAGAAGUCGAAAGAGAACUGCCUUGCGCUGAUGUCAGGAGUAGGGCUGGCUCAGAGGAGGGUGUGAUUGAGUUUGCUUGAGCUUCAGUCAGCCCUCUGUAUUUUGUGCUGCCAACUUCCAGUGUGCUGCUGAGCCGGUCUGCAAAGCAAGGUACAGAAACCCCUCGCUUUCUUUUAUUUGUCUUCUGUAGCGACGCUUUGUUGACGGAGGUGUGUGUGCGUUUUGCGCGCUGCGCGCUGUAAGGCGCGCGCUAGGAUAAAGGAAUCCGGCAGGAUUUGGGGGGGGGGUAUUUGUUGUAGAAGUUUCAGUAGAUGAGAUGUGCAGGGGGGCAGUUUUCAGGGCCAGCAUGGUUGUGAACUGUCUGCUUUUUCGCAAGUGGACUGGACGGAAGCAGUAGGCUUAAAAACCACGAGAGCCCCGAGUUGCUUUGCUUGUCUGCGACCAGAGACAGCAUUUGGGGUGGGGAAAUGUGUGCAAAUCGUGCGGGGGGGGGGGGGAGAUCCUCACAGCCGUUGCAAACCCCACCACCACCACCAGCUUUUCAGUUCGACCGGAUUUCGUUGUCAUUAUUUUUGUCUGUCUGCAAGAGAGCGACAGAGCGCUGCAAUCUGGGAAGGGGCAAAAAUAGGUUUCUUUAAAAUAUGUAUGACUCCAAGGCGCGUCCCGGGGAAGCAGGCGGACGGCUUUCUUAUUUUAGCAGCAACGAGGGGAGAGACUGAGAGAGAACUUUGUGUGCUUUCGGAGGGGAGGUGGGGCGACGGGGUUGGGGUGUGGGGGGAGAAGAGAAAAAUGAAUAGUGCAACUUCAAUGUCUGUGGUGAUUCACCUCCCUGCCAUGCAGCAAUGUGGCACGUCGCUGCACCAAGAAACAAUGCCAGCCGCAAAGUUUUCUUUUGUAUUUAUUUCCCCACCCCCAUCCCACAAGAGGAAGGAAACCUAUUUUGGUCUAGCCUGCUGGAGGGAGGGGGGCUCUGGGGGGGGGGAAGACCGUACUUAGUACCACUUAAAACUUAAAUGUUCUGCUGCCGCUGCUAUCGGUUACCUCGUUCAUUGAAGGCUCUCUGGUUUUAUCUGACCCUGGGGAAGGCUUGCUUGGCCUCAUUUCCUGUGAAUAAGAGGGCGUUGAUUCUUCUGAUUUGCCACAGAUAACUUGACAUUGCAUGCCUCAGUUUCGUGCCAUGAGCCCUGUAAAGCGAUCCCGGAUUGUCAUUCUGAAAUGUGCCUCCUUCGCUUUCCACAUAGCUUUCUUUAUCUCUGCAAUGCAGGAGACAGUUUGCCCCUCAUUAACGGUGAGAUGCCGUCUAGAUGUUUUGGCAGCUUUCCUGAAGGAGGAGAGAGAAAGGAAUUGGCACGUUUGGAUUAAAAGCACUUGAUGAAUAUCUCUCGAGCUUCUAUUCUGGUGAAGUCCCUUCCUGCAGCUUUUGUUGCCUACUACAGUAGGGUUCGAGGAUACAAAGAGUCUCCUAUUUUUCUAGCAAGUAGGAUUUAUUUGAAAGUCAGCACUCCCAAGGUCUCCACUAGUAGGUCUUUCCUGGGCUGUUUCCUGUGAGAACGCUUUAAAUAAAGAUGCUGUAAAUGACCGUUGCGUGUUCCCCUGAGCUACAGUCUGCUAGAGUGCUUUGUACAUAUUUUUGUAAUUAAUGGGUGAGGCUUUGAUAAUUAUGUCCCUUAUGAUCAGUGUUGGAAACUGAGAUAUGAAAGCUAGGAGCUAAGUGGCACCUUAAACCGAGGUUAUGGGCGCAACAACGGAAUGUCUAGGCUUGCUUUUUUAUAACAAGAAUACAAAGCUGAAAAUGAACAAACUGCAGCUAAAAUCUUAAGUUCAUUUUUCACAUGGUCUAGUAUCCUUCCCCUGCCCACCCCCUUAAUAUUCUUAAGAGGGUCUCUUCUCCAGUCUUCAGAGAGUAGCUGGAAGUGGGAAGGCAGAAAAAGGUCCUCUUUUCCUUCCACUCUGCAGUAUUAAUCUGAAAUCUUAGGCACAGUGCUGCACACCAAGCUCAGAAGCUGCUCACACAAAUGAAAUUCCCUGUGGCAAAAUGCACCUAGAACAAUGGGAGUUUGGAACACUGCUUAUGAUUUCUGAAAUCCAUAACAAAAAAGGAACUUUAUGAACAUUAGAUAAUUUGUUGGAUGUAGCAUUAAAGCAGAUGGUGCAGGGUUUCACAGUGGACGGAGAGUUCUGAGGUACCCCAUGGGCCUGUUUAGGUUUGGAUCAGCCAUCUCUUUCCUCCUUCUGGCUGGAAGAUGGAGCUUAUUGAGAAAAACAGGUUUAUGAGGGCAGGAUGUGGUGGCAAUGUGGCAAAGCCAAACAGGCUGUUAUGUUACAGGCUAGACCUGUGGAUAAGUGCAAUAUUAUUAUUUUUAUUGUUAUUAGCAAAGUUCAGUUUAACUUUGUGCUUUUGUUGGAAGGCAAGAGGCCAAGGUUCAAAUUCUCGCUUAGAGAAUUGUGUGCUUAAUGUCCUUAGGCAAUUCACUGUUUCGUCAAACAAUCUACCUCAGUGAUUUGGAUAAAAUUGAAAAACACUGAAAAGUGCCUUAAAAUGGUAGGUAACAAUUCAACUGUUAGAAACAGCUUUGAAAAAUCUGAUCCUUUAUCUUUUGUGUAAACCAGUUAGUUGAUUCUUGAUCCUGUUUGUGUGUAAGACCCUGAGCAAAGGGCAUUUUUCCUCCAGCAAACAAAUUUAGGCCUUCCAAAUUAACUAAAUUAUAAUCUACAAAGACUGCUUGAAAGAGCCUCUCUCCCUCUCAAACUUUCUCCCAGGGGACACUUUGUUCAAAACUUUUCAUCCCGACAGUUUUAAAAUCGGAAUAGUAAUUUCCAAUAAAUCUCUUGUGAUGUUAUGAGUUUGUGUCCUGCGAUUUCGGAGAAUUGCCAUUUUUUUUUUUUGCUAGAAAGUGUAUAGGAGCUUUGAAAGUGUAAAGGAAUCUCAUGUGUUUCAAAUGCAUCUUCUGAUUCUGCCGACACAGGCCUUGGACAUUUGGUCAAUGCAUAACUUAUUUUCUAAAUUUUAAUGCCGAAUGGUUUCUGUAAAGACCUGGAUUUUUGGGGAGAAAAAGAGCAGAACUGUACUUUUUAGCUCUGGAUUGAUUAUCAGAAAAAGCUGAAAUUUCUUGGGUAUCUUCCAAUUAUUGAGGUUAGGUUGAACAGGAGGAAGAUGGGCAAGUGAUGACUCAAAGUGACAACAAAAAAAUCCUCUUAUUUUAUUGUUUGUGCUGCUCAGAAAUUCCUCUCUUGUGCUAGCCAAGUACUUGAUAUUUCAGCUAUUAACACAUCAGUGUUAUGCCAAGAAUAAUAUCUAGUUUGGUAUAGAAUGUUACAGCAGUGUUGCUCCGAGGAAAUACAAAGUACUCAAAGUGAGAAAGGUGAUAUUUUUUAUUGAACUAACAUCUGGUGGUUAACUGUGCAAUGCGUGUCUUUUGAGGAGCCUGUCUUACAGAGUUCAGUGGGACUUAUUCCAAGGUUAAGCGUUCAUAGGAUUGCGGCCUACAAGUUGGCUCUUUCAUAUUAAGCUUGUCACAUCCACAAUUUCCCGGGUCUGGGGAAGCUAGUUUUUCUGUGUCCUGUCCUGUCCUGUUGACAUUAUCCCAUUUAAGGACAUUGACAAACUAGAGUUUGUCUGCAAGAGGGGGACCUGGAUUUUGCGGGACUGGAAACCUAUGGGGAUUAGUUGAAAGUGGUGAGAAAAUUUAGCUUUGAGAAGUUACAUUAUAUGGUAGAUGGGCAAAGUGUGACUGAGGCUUUAAAAGUUCAUUUUCCUUAAAUUUAACAUUUCCUACUUCCAAGUUCAGCCUUUUUAAUAGGUUCAUGAGAAGCACAGGUUGUGGGGUAAUUUGCCCCUUGAAUAGCCUCAGCUCUCUUAAUUGCUCCAGUGUCAGUUUCUGUUCCCAAAGGGGAGUGGAGAGGCUUUAAUUGUUGGUAUUUCCUCAUUAUUUUGUUUUUUUCAUAGUUAUUUGUAAGCAUUCUCAUAAGAAAAAAUGAGAGGCAAUCAGUAAUUAAGGUUCUGCUUAAUAGAGACAGAAAGGAACACUUAAUAGGCUAUUGAUCAUUGAUUUCCCACCUCUUCAUGUCAGGAAGCAAUAAAACUGGCUGACCUUAUAAGGGAGAACGUGUUAAUGAUUGUGGUUUAUUUGUGAGGAAACAUCCUCCGACAGUGGUUUCCAAUUAGGGGUCCAGGGACUCCUGGGGGUCUACAGAACGCACUCAGGGGGUCCGCAGCCCAAUCCCUUGCCUCCCCCCACCACUAUUUUUUUGUCAUUUUUUCAUGGUAAUACAGUGGUACCUCGGGUUAAGUACUUAAUUCGUUCCGGAGGUUUGUUCUUAACCUGAAACUGUUCUUAACCUGAAGCACCACUUUAGCUAAUGGGGCCUCCUGCUGCUGCCGCACCGCCGCUGCACGAUUUCUGUUCUCAUCCUGAAGCAAAGUUCUUAACCUGAGGUACUAUUUCUAGUUUAGUGGAGUCUGUAACCUGAAGCGUAUGUAACCCGAGGUACCACUGUAUCACAAAUUUUAUGGCCUGUUUUAGCACUAUGCAAUUUUUCAAUAUAUUGGCCAAAAUUGGUUUUGAAAUCGCACUGCAAUAACGAUUUUGACCUGGCAAUAUGCAGCAAUAUAUUGCCCCUCAUGCAAAUGAGAGCAGGGCAGCCAAUUUCAAGGCACCACCGAUAUCUCACGAUUAUCUCAACCGAUAACGCUGCUGAUCUGAGCUCCCUUCCUCAUGUAGAGGAAGACCAAGGCAGCUGAUAACACUACAGCCUUUCGUCAUGCUGGCUGCCACCGCUGGCUGCCCCACUGAUGGUGGCUUGAUGUGCCCCCCCAUCCCCUCCCACUCAAACCAUGUGGUGGAGGUGACUCCGCUUCCUCUUCUUCCCCCACCCUCCCGAUCUCAGUGGCUGCUCCAUCCCCACACAUGAUCUCCAAUUUCAGAUAUCAUGAAAUAUCGGAAUAUCAUAAUGUUCAGCUGCUGAUUACCACAAUGUUAAAAAACAGAUAUUGCUGAGCCCUAGUCUGUUUUUUUUUAGUAUACCUAAAAUUCUUUCCUUACGAGGGGCUACCCCACAUCUUGUUAAAAAAAUUGCUUUGCGGAGGUAACUACCAUAGAGUUACCAAAAUUUUCAAAAGUAGGGGGUCUGUGGCUUGGCUUUUUGAAAAAUAGGGGGUCCUCAGUCAUUAGCUAAUUGGGAACCACUGCCCUAGGAGGAUCUUAGCCAUGGGGAAAGGGCAUUGCUGAAUAUUACUAUGCUAGAUUUUGCAGUUGCAUGGAACUUCCAUUUCUAAUCCCAAUCCCAGCUGUUUAUGGUAAAGCAAUGUCUCAGCAGCAGCAAAGGGCUGUAGUGCAGAAGGAACAAUUGCCUCAUUUACAGUAGUUCAGUCUUGAUGACAUGAACCUUGCAGCAUUGUUGGAAUCAGGCUGGGCUUGGCAGGCUUUAAUGCAUGAGGGAGGAGGAAGAAACAAGAGGAGGGGGCUGGAUGGUAGGAACCUGGGUUAGAGCAGGAAGGAUUCGCCCCUUCCCUGCCCCCAUCCCCCAACAUCAGUCACUUUGGAAGGGGGAGCCGAGAUGCCAACUCUCCCUUCUGAUCUUCCUUCAGAGCAGAGAGCCUCAGUGCGUGUGUGGGGAAAGGCUUUAAUCAGCUGUGGAGGAAGCCUGAACAGGAUGUGGCAGCGGCUGAACGGGAGGGUGCAGCCUUAUCAUCUAGAACCAGGUGCUGCCUUUGCACAUGGCAGCAGACCCACCUGCUCCCACAAUCUUUACAUUCCUGUAAGGCGAGUGAGCGUGCCGCUGCCCGUCUUUAAAUGCUUGGCAAGAAGAGCAGGAAAACUUGUUGGGAUAUUUUUGCUGCUUCUGUCUAGUUCCGAACUUCUUGUCCUGCUCUUGAACUCUGCAAUUGUGACACCUGAGCACAGUGUAUGCUGCUGAGCCUGUCCUGUUACUUGCCUGAAUAAAGAUGUUGUUGCUGUUUAGUCGUGUCCGACUCUUCGUGACCCCAUGGACCAGAGCACGCCAGGCACUCCUGUCUUCCACUGCCUCCCGCAGUUUAGUCAAACUCAUGCUGGUAGCUUUGAGAACACUGUCCAACCAUCUCGUCCUCUGUCGUCCUCUUCUCCUUGUGCCCUCCAUCUUUCACAACAUCAGGGUCUUUUCCAGGGAGUCUUCUCUUCUCAUAAGGUGGCCAAAGUACUGGAGCCUCAGCUUUAGGACCUGUCCUUCCAGUGAGCACUCAGGGCUGAUUUCCUUCAGAAUGGAUAGGUUUGAUCUUCUUGCAGUCCAUGGGACUCUCAAGAGUCUCCUCCAGCACCAUAAUUCAAAAGCAUCAAUUCUUCAGCGAUCAGCCUUCUUUAUGGUCCAGCUCUCACUUCCAUACAUCACUACUGGGAAAACCAUAGCUCUAACUAUACGGACCUUUGCUGGCAAAGUGAUGUCUCUGCUUUUUAAGAUGCUGUCUAGGUUUGUCAUUGCUUUUCUCCCAAGAAGCAUGAAUCUUUUAAUUUUGUGACUGCUGUCACCAUCUGCAGUGUGAAUAAAGAUUCCUUCCUUAUUUAAAGGUGAGAACCCCUGUCUGUGUGUGUUGGGCAUAUGUGUGCUAAGCUGCUGAUCUUCAACCAGGGCCGGCACACCCUGGUGAGGCAACAGCCUCAGGCAGCAGGAUCCAAAGGGGCAGCAGAUCCAGCCUCCAAGCAAUGCACUGCCCACUACUACUACUGCAGUGUCAGUGACAGCUGCAGCAUCCUCCUUGGGUGUUGGAUCUGCCCCUCCUUAGCAGCCCCCCCCCCAAUGUUGCCUGUACAGGAGCCUCUUGGGGAAUAGGAUGCACUGUCUCCUCCCAGCCCUGGGGAGGAAAUGGCCGGGGCUGCCCUCUGGGGUCUGCACCCACCUGGUGUGAUUCAGAGCAGUCCCCUUUCCCCUCCAUUGAUUUCCAAUUCAGUUGUCAGGUAAGGUUGAUUGGAUUCCCCACUUUGUUUCCAGUGUAGAUCUUUAUUCCCAGGUAGUUCCUGGUGUAGAUCUUCAUUCACCCCUUCUUCCCUUAGGGAGGGGUGUGUGCCAUUUUGUGGUUUGUCUCAAGUGUCAAAAUGCCUUGGGACAGCCCUGCCUUCAACUAGCGGGUCAGAACUCACAACUGCAAAGUCACCUAAAGUGGAUCGCAACAGCAGCACUACCCACUACCAUACAGCUACAGUAUAUGUUAAAAUUAAAAAAAAUUAAAAAGUGAGUUUCCAAAUGUGUAUAUAGACUAAGCUCUUGGGUUUGAAAAGUUUGAAGACCGUCAUGCUAAAUUACAGCUGGUGGGCCAGGCACAUAAGUUGCAGUAUUUGUAGAAGCCAUUAACUCUCAAAUGUAAACAGUUGGAAUUAGUUGCUGGAGUGUUGUUGUUUUUUAAUGUAUUUGAGGUUGGAAAUCAUAAUAUUAGAAACUUAAUGAACUUCUUUUUACUGCGUAUAAGCAGUAUUACAAAUAAAAAUACAGUAAAUAGAAUAAGAAUAUUUUGCCAAUAUAUUGUGAACAGCAGUCACUGCAACAACAUAGAUUAAAAAUCUGAGAUUCUUGAGAGUCUGACCAGAACCUGGAAGAUGCUCAAGUGCCAUUCUACAUAACUCAUUCUUGCUCCAGACUUCAAGGACUUCCUAUAUCUUACUUGUCAUCUCUGUGGUUCAGAUAAACCUCCCUGAUUGGUUUAGGGUGAAGCAGUUCAUCUUCUAUUUUGGUAAGACAACUGGCUCUUCCAGGAAAAUGGCCUGAGCCAUUACAGGUGGGGGCAAUGUGUUGGUGUACCUGGGCAACUGUCUUCCCCCACUUGACAAAGAUGCUGGGAGAACUGUGUGACAAAGAUGCUGGGAGAACUGUGCAUAGAUCUACUGUGGCAGGUUGCUAGCUCAAUAGGAAAGGGAAGCGGUGUUGGAGUUAGGGGUGUUUAAACUUCUCCCCUCCCUAGAUUUUCCUGAUUUGAAAUUGCCCUCCAGGAUUUAUUUGUCAUGCAAGGGAAAAUAUAGAAACAUUAUCAAGAUACCUGCAUGCUUGCCCUCGUCGUAGUUUCAGGGGAUCAAUAUAUUGAGCAAACAGCAUGGUGAAAUGAUUUAACAGUUCUGCAUUCUAGCUGCUUUUCCAAUCCAAUUUGCAGGUGGGGAUGCACAUGACUGCUGGAACUUUUUUUUUAAAAAAAUGAAAAACCAUGGGUGAGUUAAUUGUAUCUUUCUCAGCACCUUGCCUAGUGCAGCCCCACAGUGCUGAGAGCGUCUGUAUAUUCCUUUUGUUCAAGAGCCUAGUUACAGUGCACACAAAUCUGCAUAUGCCAAAGUACACAUUUACUCAAGAGAUCAGGGGCCCGUUGUUGGGCAAAUAUCACAGGACUUUAUAACCUCCCAAUGGAGUUAUUUUUAAUUUAGGAAAAUAAACGUACUUCCUGUUCAGAAAUUAACUAGGAAAAAUAAACCUGGCACUAAUCCAUAGGUGGCAAUGGUCCUCAGGCAUAUGGGGGGGGCGGUAAGCAUUUUUCAUGCCCUAGAUCUCACCACAUUAGUAUAGAAUCUGCUAUCUAUUGUGCUAAGGGAUUUUUCACCCUAUGUAUUUGCAAUGAAAAGAGGUAGUGGGUAGUGAUAAAGGGUGAUUUAAAGAAAACCACCCUAACAUUUGAUUUAGAUUAUGGAUUGCUCCUGUGUGGCAUCUUGAGCAUUUUAGCAUGUAGGCUAAUGUAAUGAAAUGCUAACUAUAUGCCAUUUCUUUUGAAAAGCCUUCAUGAUGGAGGAAAGCUUUGAAAUGUAUGCCUGAUUGUCCCUUCUCUCCAUUCCUAAUUUAUAUGCCUUGCCUUUCUAAAACCUUGCUAUAAAAUUCCACCCCAGAGGAGUUGCCAGAGCCUUUUGUAGCAGAAAUGGCCAUUUGGUGCUUUAAAAUUCCAUGUUUUUUAACAGCCUGACUCAUGAAAGCUGAUAAAGUUAUGUAGAACUAAGAAAAUACAUAGAAAUAUGCAGACUUCUAUUUUCUGAAAACGAGUGACCCAGUUUUGGAGCAGAAUCACCCUACGUCAUUGCCCUAGGAGUGACUGUUUCUCAUAGGCACAUCUAGCCUGAAGGCCUGCUUUUAUACCCUAUCAGUAUACUGUCUUAGGUGUUGUCAGCAGUCACCGUUUUCUCAAUAUGUGAGCAAACGUCUGCUCUGCCUUUGAAAUUGUGCAAAGUCCACACAGGCACUGUGCACAGGAAAGAGGUGUGUUUGCUUUUGAAUUACGGUUGAUCCUUGAGGCAUGCUUACACCCUGGGUAACGGAUGCCAGGUAGCUGAAGUGAGGUUUCUAAUGGAAGCCAUCAUUGCCUGGCUGAUGUUUGCAACCUGUCAGCCCUGGGAUCUGACUGCUCCCAGCCCAGAUACAAUCACUGGUUUUGGGUAGGAUUCAGCCACAUCCCGACAAAUUGAGGAUGCACGAUUAUUGUUGGCUGUGAAGUCUUGCACAGCAAACCCAUUUCCCAAGGAGACUGGAGUUUUUGAGGGAAAGGAAGUGAUGGAAAAAUGCACUGGAAAGUGUGCAAACAAAUCAGAAUGAAUCUUAAAUAAACAAGUCAUCUGGAAGUGCUCUCAGAGUAGUUUGUGCAGAUUCAACCUGCUUUAUUUAAUAUCAAUAUUCCCCAUUGUGCGACACCUGGCUUUUGAGUGUAUGUAUGAGGCAGGGAGAGGGAGCGAAAUGGUGGAGACGGCUGCUGCAUGACCUUCUUUCAGGGAAUGCAAAACUGGCUGAAAAUCCACAGGUGGGACAAGCAACAAGAACAACUGGAGAAGAGCAAGGCAGGAACUUGGACACCUCUUAGAUGGGGGGGGGGGUGGAACAACACACCAGAGGCUGCAGUAAUGCUUUUCCCUUUCCAAAUUUCAGGGGGGAGGGGAUAAAUCACAAGUGGGCUUUGAGAAUUCUCCUCUAAAAAUAGUCCUCCACAGAUUUCUCUUCAAACACUAUUUCCUUGUAGAAAUGUUAGGGGAGAAGUGCAGUUUGCCCCUUGCUGUCCUCCUGCUCCCAUGUAGCACUUGUUGUCCCUGAUGAACAAGCCAGUGGCAAACAUCACCACUUGGACCUUUCUUUCCUCCACCUGCCUAUGGCAGCUGUGUUGUUCUAACUAAACAAAUAGUGAACUUGGCCAGCUGAGUGCCUCUGGUUUGGAAGUGAAACAGGGCCACCCAAAAUCAAAAGUACAUAGAUACACAGAAGUAUGUAAAUCUGUACAGGACUUGUGAGCUUCCAGGAUAUAUGGAAUAUUGAGGCAGAGUGGAGGUUGGGUGGAAGUAGUAAAAUGGACUACUGGAUGGGAUCCAGGAGGAUUUAAAAGCAACAACAGCAACCCUCCCCUCCUUGCACUAUAUUUGGAUGAAAAGGAGGUGAGGGGAAAGGACAUACUUUGCUAUUCACACUCCUGAACCAACCACCAAAACUCAUCGCCCAUUCCAUUCACCACAAUGGGCACUUCCAGACUAUUGCUAUUUCUUGGUGGGAUUCAGUCAUAAACCAACAUUCAGGUUGCACAACAGUCUCACCCCCCCCCCAUCCGAAAACUGGACUUCUUGUGAUAGGGAAAGUGACAGUGCUUGAUGCAACAUUGUCUAACCUCCCAGUAAACUAGUCAGAAUGAAUGCUCAUUGAAGAGCCCAUGUUGUCAAACUUUGCACAAACCAAUAGGGAUGAAUGUUCUGUUAAGCAGGAUAUAGCCAUGAAAUGCUCAGAUUUGAAGUUGGCAGCAGCCCUAAACCAGAAUCCUCUUCUGCUCCCUUUGCCCACCACCCCACCUCACCGAGGCCUGAACCGUGCUACUAGACUUCUCUUUCAGGCUGUCUCUUAUGGGGGUGCAUUGCGACAUUUAGCUGUGUGUCCCAUUUGUCUGUCUAGCCACACAACCAUAUGCAGGCCUGUACCGGAAGGGGCACCUGGUGUUGUUUCCUUGUUGCAAAUCGCAGCGGGGCUGCCCUGAGUGUGUGGUAUGGUGAGGAAAGAGGCGCUGUGCUAGUAACAAACAGCUGUGGGAGAAGGAAAGGAGGUGGUUGAGCAGAAAAUGAUGUGGGGUCAGUUUAGCACAGCCUCUGCAACAUGAAGCUUGAGAUUGAUCUGUGUUUUCCAGAAAGGGGCUGCUGAUAGUAGUGUAUGCGCACAUCCCACUAUUCACUGCUGCUGACAAUAAGCAGGUUAUCAUACUGCUUUUUUUAAAAAAAAAAUCUGUUUGGCCAGAGAUGACAAAGGAGCAAGAGGAAUGUGUGCAUUCUUUGGGAAGCAGUGCCUCCCUUAGACCACUCACAAGUCUCUUUUUAAAAAAUUGUCUGUCUCCAGGUUCUAUUUAUUUUAUUGCAACUUCACUGGCAGUGCUAAGGCCGCAAUGUGGGGGUUAGGCAAAAAAAGUGAACAACAGAACAGGCAAUGAAGUGCUUCACAGAUGCAAAAUAGGUAAGCAUCAAUCUGAUUUUAACCCACGUUUCUUGACCUAUUGGGGGAGUUUUCAAACUCAGAGGAUUAGAUAGCCAUUUCAGGCGCAUGUUGCUGCUCCCAACACACCACCAUACCCCUUUAAGGAAUGGCUUGUGCGGCUAACUCAGGACUGAGGGGAUGCUGGGUGGCAGCCUGACAAAGGGAAGGCAUUGAAAAGAGCUCCUUUUCUUCCUAAAUUUUCUUCCUUUUCUACGUGCUUGGAUUGCCAACCACAGGGCCUGUCAUGUGUCUCUGUGAGAGUGAAGGCACACGGAAGGAUCCCACUUGAUUAUAAAGAGGUUUGGGAGGGAAAGUUUCUGGUCUGCAAGGGUGAAGACAAUAACUGUGUAGCCUUGAAAGAGCUGGCAGGGAGCAUGAUUCAGUGGAAAACAAGGCAGCGGUAAUGGGAACAAAUAAAGCCCACAGAUCCUACCUUCAUAUUUCACCUUUCUUGCCACUUCAAAGCCAGAAGCAAAAUCUCUUUCCUUUACAGCAGGGGCAGGGAACCUCAGACCCUGCUACAGACUACACCCUCUCACAGGCCCUGCUACACGUCCCAAAUAUUGUUGUCUGCAUGGAGUGUGUCCUAUUUUUUGGGGGGUGUGUGUGUGAAUGAAUUCCUAUGCCCCACAAAUAACUCAGAGAUGCAUUUUAAAUAAAAGCACACAUUCUACUCAUGUAAAAACAUCAGGCAGGCCCCAUAAAUAAGGCCCCACAAAUAACCCAGAGUUGCAUUUUAAAUAAAAGCACACAUUCUACUCAUGUAAAAACACCAGGCAGGCCCCACAAAUAACCCAGAGAUGCAUUUUAAAUAAAAGGACACAUUCUAUUCAUGUAAAAACACACUGAUUCCUGGACUGUCCAUGGGCCGGAUUUAGAAGGCAAUUGGGCUGGAUCCAGACCCCGGGCCUUAGUUUGCCUACUCAUGGCCUAGAGGGAGGAUAGUGUCAGUGUAGAAACUAGCCUGCUGUACGAUGAUGAAAUUUAGAUUGCUUGCUCCACCCACUUUAACCCACCCACAUUUGUCUCUGGCCCUUCGCAUCCCUGGUAUGUGGCCCUGGGAAAGUGGCCCCUGAACUGAAAAAGGUUAUUUAACUCUGCUUUACAGAUAUCUCCCAUGCCCAUUCCUUGCUUCUCACUGGUCUGUCAUGAUUGGACAGGAGAGGAGCGACUGUUAUUAGGUCAGUCAGUUGUAAACACACACACUUAGCAAUUUUGGUUCUACACAUCAUAUGUAGACCUAAGGCCCACAAAUGAUGUCAUGCAAGAGAAUCCACAGUCACACUUAACUGUAAUGUAAGCAUUGCACAUUAUAGUUGAAAUCAAGGGGGCUGGCUGAGCAUCGAUGCACAGACUCACUGUGGAGUCACAAGCCAGUUAUUUUACUCUAAGAACAAAGGAGAUGAAUGCUUAGCAUUGCCCCUGCCAUGCUAGUUGUUUUAUUUGUUUCUUAUCGCUUCUUAAUGCACGUCUUCUCAUAUUCCCUGGAAGUAGGUACAUGGUGGUGCCGUGUAACCAUGCAUCAAAUUGUUUUGAAAUGACACAUGAGGGUGUUGUUAAAAAUGUGCGUGGGCAGAAGUACUGCAUAUUGGAUUUGGCACUAUUAUUUGGGAGCUGAGUGAAUAAUUUAUUAAGUAUAUUCUUGCCCACCUUUCUCUUUUAAAGAAAGCCAUAAAUCCUUGAGUGGGUCAAACCCUAUUAACAAAUUUCAAUCACAAAAAUGGUCUCGAAAUAAAAUUAAGAGCAGCGCAUUUAAAAGUACAUUGCAUCAGCAUCCUAAGUGCCUUCUGAAAAAGAAAAGGCUUUUGCUGUUCUUUGGAAAGCAGUAAAAGAUUUUGCUUCGCAGGCACCCUGAGGGACAGAGUUCUGCAUUGUGACAUCAACAGCAGGCAAAGUCCUGUUGGUUGGAACUGCCAGCCUAAUCAUCGACAGUGUUGGCACGCAGAGCUGGGCUUCCCUAGGUGAUCUAAGUGCAGGGCUAUUGUUGGCAGUCAGUAUCUUUGGGCACUUGCCAAAGCCCACACCUUAGUAGGAGGCUUGCUGCCAAUUCCUAGAGCCUUGUGGGCCUCCACCUCCUCCCUUUCUGUGUUGCAGCCUCUUCACCUGCCCUCUCUAAGAAAGGAGAAGGAACAGUAACCUGUAUGGGCUUUGGUUUGGUUCUCCCUCUGGAAGGUGGCUUGGGCUGGGGCCAGAGAGAAAGGGAAGCAAAUGGGCAGCAACAGUGGUGGAGAAGACAUGAUAGAUACAAUUGGGGAGGGAGCCGAUUGAGAGCAUCCUACACAAGUCCCCCUACCCACACUGGCGGAGGAAGGGGGAUACUGUGGGUGCGGCCUGCCCCAGGUGUCAUCCCUGAGGGGGGGUGACAUUGCCACGCUGCCCCCUUGAGAUGCUCGCCGCGGGCAGCGCCCCUCUAGGAUGCUAGCCCCACCCCUGCAGGCAGCUAGCCCCGCCCUCUGGGUGCCAUAGCAGCUAGCUCCACCUCUUCCUACCCACACACCUGGAAUUGGCAUUAUCUAACAGUGUGAGGAGGUUUCUCUGCAAAGAUGCAGAAUGGGAAAAAAUUCACAGAACAUUUAAUGGAAAAUUUACCGGUUCUUUAUUCACUUGUGGAAAAUUCUCAGUUUCGUAAGUUCACUUGUAACAGCAAUUUUAGGCAAGCCUGGCAGUUUUCAAAGAUAUAAGCUUUGUUUGUUGAAUACUAAGGAAAAGCGCCCAGCUUUGAUUGAGUGUUCUAAGAAACGAACAAAAGAAAAAUCAGCGGUCAAAAUCAAUGCAGUUUUGAAAGGACCAGUUUGCCAUCUUGAAUAAAAACGGUGUUCAGUUAUAUCCAAACAUAGACAAAAAACCUGUUCCUUGAUCUCAGGAACCAUCAUGCAAAAUUUUGUUAUGAUAUAUCAAGUAGUGUUCAAAUUAAUAGAGAAUGGACAAAGAGACAACUUUUCAAAAGAUAUAGCAGACAAGUAAAAUGUCAUGCUAAAUAAGAUCAUUCUCUAGAGUAUCAGAAAAUUACUCUGUGCAAACUGAACAUUUUCUAAUCAAAUUACAAAUAGUGGUGUCUGUUUUCUGGGGGAGAUAAUCCAAUUCAGAAUUUUCCAGAAAACCCACAUCACUGUUUGUAUGAGAGUAAACAUGCUCCUGUAACUAGGCAGAUCCGAAGUAAUUUAGGGCUUUAAAGAUCAGUACCAACACCUUGGAACACUCAGAAACAAACAGAUCAGCCCAGUAGUGCAGUUAGGUAAUUAUUUGCUUUCUAAAAUAGAUUUUUUUCACUAGUUUUUAUAGUAACAUUAACAGUACAAAAUACAGUAAUACAACACAGCUCAGCCAUACAAUUCAUAUCGAUAUCAAUUAUAUAUUUCAUUAGUCCAAUCAUGUAGAACAUGGGUAGGCAAACUAAGGCCCGGGGGCUGGAUCUGGCCCAAUCGCUUUCUAAAUCCAGCGCGUGGACGGUCCAGGAAUCAGCAUGUUUUUACAUGAGUAGAAUGUGUCCUUUUAUUUAAAAUGCAUCUCCGGGUUAUUUGUGGGGGAUAGGAAUUCAUUCAUUUCCCCCCCCACUAUUGUCUGGCCCCCCACAAGGUCUGAGGGACAGUGGACCGGCCACCUGCUGAAAAAGUUUGCUGACCGCUGAUGUAGAAGAACAGAAAUAAAGUGCUGAUUGUGAAAUAAAUAAGUUACGCGUAGGUUCAUGCUAUAUUCGAAAUUGUCAGUGCUAUUUUCUGGGGGUACUCAGAAGUAUGCAGUUCUGGCACCUCCCCUCCGAAUGUUCAAAGUAUGGCAUUUUCCGUAACAACUUUAUUGUGAAUACUGGCACCUUUUUUUUUCCUACAAAAAAAUAAAGCAUUGGAUAUGGUAUACAAUUUACUGCAGGAAAUUCCUCUAUAAUGUUCCGUGUGAAAGGCUGGACUGCAGUUAACAUUCUCCCUGGUGGUAUAUAUGAAACACAGCUAGACCAGCGUUCAUGGAAUAGCAUUUUCAUUUUUUCUACAGUUAGGUAAUUCUAGACUUAAUGGUCUUUUACACAGCCUUUUCAGAAGGUAGCGUUUAUUACUUCACUUUCAAAUGUGGUAAGCCAGCCUUCCUCAUUUGUCCCCCCACAUCCCCAUUCUGCAGAGCAGGGACCUGGCAGGGACCUGCCAAGUACUUCCCUGUCAGCUCAGCACAGUGCUGGAUUUAUGUAUAAGCUAAACAAGCUAUAGCUUAAGGCCCCACUCUCUUGGGGGCCCCCCAAAAAAUUAAAGGAAAAAAACCACUGGAUGUACAUUUCCAAAAUAUAAGAUAAAAAACAAAUAAAAUAAAACAUGCAGCAACAGUGCCAAAUGGCUUUAGAUACCUAUUAGGUCAUGGGUAGGCAAACUAAGGCCCAGGGGCCAGAUCCAGCCCAAUCGCUUUCUAAAUCUGGCUCGCGGACGGCCUGGGAAUCAGCAUGUUUUUACAUGAGUGGAACAUGAGUAGAAUGAGUAGAAUGUGUGUUCUCGAAGCUACCAGCAUGAGUUUGACCAAACUGCGGGAGGCAGUGGAAGACAGGAGUGCCUGGCGUGCUCUGGUCCAUGGGGUCACGAAGAGUCGGACACGACUAAAUGACUAAACAACAACAGAAUGUGUGCUUUUAUUUAAAAUGCAUCUCUGGGUAUUUGUGGGGCGUAGGAAUUCAUUCCCCCCCCCAAAAAAAUACAGUCCGGCCCCCCACAAGGUCUGAGGGACAGUGGACUGCUGAAAAAGUUUGCUGACCCCUGUAUUAGAUCCAUAAAUCACCAUAUAACAUAUAUUCAACACAAAAAAACAGCGACAAUUUGUUGUUGACAAAGGACAGCUGGACAUAUAAAGGGCCCCAUUACCUUCAGUAGCUUUGGGCCUCAUCAAACCUAAAUCCGACCCUGGCUCAGCAGCACCCCUGGAUAAGCCAGGAAGGUCUUGUAUUGGAAUAAUCAUUUCACACACUUCUUUCCACUGCUAUAGUUGCUCUCUUGAUUCCUUCCCGCUCUCGCAGUUACGCUUUUCUAAUAUUGCUUGCAACGGUUUCCAAUUACAAAAGUAAGUCUGAGUGUGGCAAACAAACACUAGCGAUGCAUCCUCAGGGGACAGCCCACGUAAUUCAACUUGCAGAAACACGGGGGUGGGGGUGAGCAGCGUGCGAUGAAAGGAUCAAAGAAAAAGAUGCAGUUGCAAGAUAAAUAAAGUGUGAGAGAGAGACUUGCUUCCGUUGCCUGAACUGCAGGCAACUGGGUCUUACCCCCAACAGGUGGUUUAUUGUACCUCCUGUCAGAUGCAGCAAGCCACAGAUGGAAAUAUAACAUCUUCAGAGUUAUUAGGUGUGAUUCUGGUUUAAUCUAGGUUCAUGGGAUCCUUGAAGGUGGAAAAACAUUGAAGUCCCCUUGAAUCUGCAAAGUGGCAGAUCGGUGCAAGCCCUAGGUGUUUGUUCUGCAAGAAAUCUGGUUUCUAGGUGAUGGAGAGGAAGGAGUGGGUGGAAGAACUCUUGCAAAUGGUGCAAGCGGGGAGCAGGAACAGCCCCUCAGGCUGAGGAUCCCUACAUCUGAACACUAAAUCGCACCUCUCGCCAAUGGAAGAGCACAGAGAGUUGCAACCUAAUGUUUGCCGUUUGGGGGGCGUUGAAAGUAGACGCAAAAGGAAAAUCACACUAACUUACUAUAGAACCAGCCUUCUCCAAUAUGGGGCCCUCCAGAUGUGUUGGACUACAAUUCUCAUCGGCCCCAGGCAGCAUGGCUGUACUGAUGGUACCCCAAAACAUGGCUGGUGAAGACUGAGCUUAUGCUAGUGUCAUAGUUUAGAGUUCAGUCUACUAAACUUUAGCAUGUUUAUGAGAAUUCAAUAGGACUUCUGAGUAGACGUGGCUAGGAUUGUGCUUUUGAUUACCUUCCUACCUCUCACUUUUACACCAACAGGUUGGACCCAGAAGGCUCACCUGCCUUUUUCCACGAGGAGCCGCACCGAAAGAUCCUAGGUGCCUGGGGAUUCCAUUUUUCAGAAGCAGGUUAGAAGGACUUUUUCUUCCCACUGUUAACUUGAUUCACAUGUAGUGUUAGAAACUCAUAUAUAUAAGCUAGGCGCCAGAUGACUCCUUAAAUCAAGGUUACAGUCGCCAGAACGGAAUGUCUAGCUGCCAUUUUUGGGUAAGAUGGCUUUAAAAUCUUUAUUUUUCAAGUGGUGGGCUGACUGAUUGAUUCUCAGUUAAACAUCUGGCUAGUUCAGAUGACAACCUUGAGCUAGGUUAAGAACUUUAAGAACUUAAAAGAAGAAAAGUCACUUGAUCCGGGGCAGUCCACAUAUAUAUUGGCCUCUUCCGACCUCUUUUUCUUAGUGGGGACUGCUCCUUCUCAGGCUGCACAAAAAAAGCAUUUUGGUUCCUGCAAAUCCAUUCCAAUUGGGCAGAUAAAAUAUAACCGGUAGAAUUCUACAGCAUGCAGUAUUAGUGUGUGAAAACAGUCCAGAUCCAAUGAUCCCCAGGCAUGCACCUCCAGAUGGUGGAGAUGUCAGGCACUAGCCUAACACCCAGGCAUCUUCACUUGGUCGCAAGUGGUUGAUAGCCAGGUGCAAAAUGCGCUUGGUGCCUGGCUAAUAUUGAACACUGUUCACAUGUACAAGAGUUUUAACACUAAUGGUAUCAUGAACAUGAAUGCAUACCCAUAUGAGCAAUGUUGAGGGAAGAUGAAAGGAGCCUGAAAGGGCCAAUUAACAGACAUUGACAGGGAGCGAAGAUUCCAGUGAGUCUAUGUGGCGAAGCUGCAGCGUUUCAUAACAGAAGGCACAAGGCUUAAUUACUGAGAUGGAUGGGGAUGAUAGCUGGUGGGGACAGCUAUGGGAAUCCUACUUACAAUUCAACAAACCCAGGAUCAGGCACAAUAGGACAGGUUGCUUGGCUAGGAUCUCAGAAAAUAAGAUUGCUUAAAAAAAAAAAUGCCUUAGAGCCCGCCCAGUGUACAUUUCUCCUUGAUUGUAAUGCUCAGAACACCACCACAAAGGGUUAAGUCUCUUCUUUCCUUCUAAAUACUAAAUAAGGGUUAAACUCAGCAAACCCUCCAGAUGCUUAGAGGGGAAUCUAGGCAAAAGAAGAAGAAGAAAAAGCUUUCUUAUAAAUCUUUAGAAAUGUGAGGCCUCAAGUCUGAGCAAAUAAGCACACUCUUCCUUGUUUUCCUAGGUGUUUAUGGGGCUGGGAUAGAGAGGGAAAGCAAAACACUCACCUCACGGUUUAGUUAUAGCGACAAAGUCUGCUGGUAUCCCAUUCAGCAGCCUGGGAAGGCUGGGCUUGAAACCAGAUAGCAAGACACUGUGGCCAAAUAUGUUUCUUGGAGAUGGUUGUAGCUAGAGAGUAACCCAUCAUGAGCAGAAACGGGAAAUCCUAGCUUCCUCACGGUCCUUUUAUUUUACUACUUUGCUGAUUGCUUCCGACUUCAAAGGGUGUGUGCACGUAAAUGGCCUUUUAUAUUUGUUGUGUUCCCAUCUCAGUAUUUAAUUGCAUCUCUGUUGUGUGUAUAGAAAUUGAAGGAUGGAUGUGUUCAUAUGCGGAUUUUCCGUUUCAGGUGUUUAGGUUGUCUGUGGUCCUUUUUCUGUUUUUGAGUAAGUUUGGUGCCAUUUGUGGUUGUUGUCUAUUGAAGGAAAAAAAGCAAGUAAUUAAUUAUUAGUAUUUAAUUAUCAGUGUGCUUGGUGCUGCACAAAUUGACAAGAGUUUCUGUCCCUAAGGAACCUACAGUCUAAAAUUUGACCUAAAGGUAAGCAACAGUGGAAGUGGAGGCAGGGGAACAUAAUAAAGAAAUAUAUGUAUAUGAGUUACACCCUUGCUGUAGGUGGGCUGUGCAGCCUUCCAGAUGUUGCUGGACUCCAGAUCCCAUCAGCCCUAACCAGCAUGGCCAAUGGUCAGUGAUGAUGGGAGCUGUAGUUAAAAAUACAUCAUGAGGGGCAAAUGUUCCACACCCAUGCUCUAGAGCAUGGGGUCCAGGAGGCUGUGCCAAAGGCUGGGUUUUGAGGAGAGGUGUCAAGUAAAGUAGGAAGAGUGUUCUAGGAAGCAGCUCCAGGUAUACAAGCCGCCAAGGGAGAAAAUGUGAAGGUUUUUUGGUUGGUUGGUUGGUUGGUUGGUUGGUUUGAAGGACCAGGAGACUUUCACAUUGUGGUGGGUGGUGGAGCUUCAGGAACCAAGUUCAUGAGCAGGGAAUGCAAUUUUUACUCUCUCUUCUUAAAGGUUUCCUGAAAUCUUAGUUUAAGCUACAUGUGGGCUUUUGGGUCAAGUGAAAAAUAUUACACACACACACACACACACACACACACACACAGAUGCCGCUGGUGCUCUCAAGGUCUUCUCCUGCUGCCCAUAAAGCCUCCUAAGGUGGUGAAGCUGGCUACCUUUUUCUCCCUUGAAAAGCACAUGGAACCGAAGGAGGAAGUUAGAAGACUGACUCUCUUUCCCACUUCCUCUUUCAUCUCUAUGCGCUUCCCAAAGCUCAGAUUAAUUCUACUGGAGGUGGCCAGGGCGGGUGCCAAGAUUAAGGGGGAGGUUGUCAGCAUUUAAAGACUCCUCUGGAGGCAUUGGGCUCUACUAGCCUGUUGUACCAGUGGAAGCCAGUGCAAGGAUUCCCGCUAGCACAAUGCGAAUUUUCACCUGUUCACCUCCUGCUUCCACCCUGCACAAUCCCCAAAUCUGUUCUGGAGGGAUGGGGGAACACCCAGACCAGAUUUUGGGUGGUGUUGGCAGAAGGAAGGAGGAGGUUCCCUUGCACAAGGAAAACCUUUCCACUGAUGCAACCUUUGCCAUAGCACUAGGCUGAACACAACCCAUCCAGCAUGAAUCAUUUGCGUUGCUUUUUGUGUCUUGCUUCGUCCUCAUGAAGACAUUAACUUGAGUGCUUUAUUCAUGCUUUAAAAAGAAUUUUAAAAAGAAUUGGCUAGGUUGCCACUACUUGAAGUAAGCAUCACUUAGAGCUCAAUCAGACUUUGGUGCCACAUUUCUAGGUUUGCGCUUUAAAGCUCUCCCUGCAAAAGCUUGCUCUGUACCUCUAAAUCAGAGUAAAUGGCAUCUGCAGAAAACUUGAUUUGCAAUUAGUUCUGAUUCUGCAUUAAGGAGUGGGUUUUCUUGGGGAAAGUGAUGGGGCAUGGUGCUUAAAAGCAUGGAUGUGUGCCUAGAAAGUACAGGGCAAAAGCUAAGUGUGGAUGAGCCCUUAGCUGCUGAUGGAAAAAAGUGUUAUACAAGAGCCUAGGAGAACCCCAAGCCCUAUCUGCUUUAUACAUUUAAAGCAGUACUCAUACCACUUUAAACAGUCAUGGAAUCCUGGGAACUGUAAUCCCCCCCCCAUAAUUUUAAUUGUUUUUCAUGUUAAUGUAAGAACAACAUGUAAGUACAGUACAGUGGUGCCCCGCAAGACGAAUGCCUCGCAAGACGGAAAACCCGCUAGACGAAAGGGUUUUCCGUUUUUGAGUUGCUUCGCAGGACGAAUUUCCCUAUGGGCUUGCUUCGCAAGACGAAAAUGUCUUGCGAGUCUUGAGAUUUUUUUUCACUUUCCCCCCCUUUUUCUAAGCCACUAAGCCGCUAAUAGCCUUUUAGCAGCUAAGCCGCUAAGCCGCUAAGCCUUUAAUAGCCGCUAAACCGCUAAUAGCGCUAAUCCGCUAAGCCGCUAAUAGGGUUGCCUCGCGGAACGGAUUAAUUUCGUCUUGCGAGGCACCACUGUAACUUGUCCAGUGGUAGGUACAUUCUUAUUAAGUUUCAUAUGCAGUACACAAGGAAUACAGUGGUACCUUGGAAGUCAAACAGAAUCCGUUCCGGAAGUCUGUUUGACUUCCAAAACAGGUCGGAAACCAAGGCGUGGCUUCACGAUUGCAGCCAAUUGGAAGCCAUGGAAGUCACGACGGACGUUCGGGUUCCAAAGAACGUUUGCAAAUUGGAACAAUCACUUCUGGGUUUGCGGCGUUCGGGACCCAAAACGUUCGUCUUGCAAGUUGUUUGAGAUCCAAGGUACAACUGUAUGUUUAUUUAUGCAUUAUCAAGUAUCCUCUCCAUAGUGUUUCUUGUGUUGGGGGUAUAAUAAAAGUAUCUUCUGUCUCAUUUAUAAAGGAAAAGAAAGGAAGCCAAAUCUCACCAAAAGUGUCUGUCCUUUCAGUGCCUUUAAUUACCCUCCUAUGCCGAGUAAAGCAUUCCGAUAGCCACGUCCCAAAUAUUAUUUAACCAGAUUUCAAUGGGGAUUUGGGAACUGUAGUUUAUUACGGGUGCUGGUUGUUUGUGCCAUAUAUGACAAUGUUUUCAGUGUGUUCUAGAUGCCCCUGUUCCAUAAAGUACCUAAUAUGUAUAUUGCAUAUGCGGUGGUCUUGAGUCAGAGAAGUGUUUUCUUUUGCUCUAGGCUCUAGAGAUGUAAAAAGUAUGCUGUUGUCACUCCCUUCAGCCAUAUAAUUUUAAACAUAGUUCCCAACUCCACCCAGCUUACAGACAGACUAGUAGUGCAUUCUUGGUCUUAUUUUUGGCAGACAAGGUUGUGUUGGUGGUCCAUGGCUCACUGUGUUUUGGCAGGGCUGUGGUACGACUGCCUCCGUUUGGUGCUGUGUAAGGCAUAUUCCCCGGAAAGAGUCAUCUCACCUCUCUUAGCUAUCAUCAUAAUCAGUUAACGUCCAUUGCCCUUUGAACAGACAGCAUGCUAUGACUUUCUAGUUGAGAUUGCCCAGAGCUGGACACUAGGUAUAUCCAGGGGUUCCCUCCCCAGCAAUUUGAGGUCAUUGGUGGGGGAGAGCUGGGACAGUGAUCUCUGGCUCCUCUCCCUCCAGCAUCUGGUUUGCAUUGUGUACGCCUGGCCCCUGGAGCCAAGGGCAUCUGCCAUAAAGCUAAAAUUAGCACAGGAUGUUGAUCUAGUUAGCAGGAUUUGGUAACUCCAAGCUCCUGGGCUGGCUCCAGAGAUGAGUCAGUUCUCAUCCUCAACCCUGCUGCUCAGACCUCUGUGCACAUUUGAUCAGAUGCUGGUCCUGCGCAGCAAGGCUCUUUGGGACCACUUUUCUUUGCUCUGGUUUCUGCAUCGGUUGGUAGUGCUAAAGGAAAGUCUUGCUUCUUCCCCACAUCUCAGGGGUUUCCAAACUGUGGUCCAUGAAUCACUAGUUGUCUGUGAGCUUCAUUCAGGUGGUAUGUUGAUUUUUGGCUGAAGAUGGGAAGUGAUACAUGUAUUACAUGAAAUAGCCAUAUGUAUUUUUCAUUUCAUUUUCACCUUUUUUUCCCUUCUAUGGGAUCGUAUUACAGUUUGAGAUGGAAUCUAGCACAGCAUCUAGCACAGCACAUUACAAUUGCUACAAUAGGUAGUGAAAUCAUUAAGUGGCCCUUUAGGGCUCUUAGCAAUUGUCAAGUGGUCCAUCAAGGAAGAAAUUUUGGGAAACACUGCUCCAUCUUUCUUGCUGCUCUGUUUCACUUUGUCUGAGGAACAGCCUCUUUUCAGCAUUUAGGGCUGUGCAGCAGAAUAAGUCUCUUUUUGUCUCUGUUGCGCUUGUCAGCACAUGUCUCUCCGGCUAUUGGCAAAGCCACGGUGUCGGGCAAGGUUUUUUCAAGUCUUGCACAGUUGAGCUGGGUAUGGGUGGGUGUCCUUGCCUAGUGAAUCAUUUCAAUGUGUCCACUCAUCAUUGCCUCCCAUUCUGAAAUAGUGGAGGAAUAGCAAGAGCAGGCAGACCUAGACCACCGGAUAUUUGAGUUGGUAGGAUUAUACCUACAGGCUCAAAUGUUCAUAGCAUUAUAAAAACCAAUAUCCUUAUUUGUAGGACCUUCCACCCCCCUCUGUACUUCUUUUUUUAAACCAUUGGUCCAUGUUCUCUCUUACACAUCUGCUCCAACCCCCUAUGCUGUUUAGUGUGGCCAUUAAGGGAGCUGAGAUCUAGGACUUAAGUAGCUGGGAAUCUGAUUUCACAGAUCCAUAUUGCAAAAUCCAGGAUACUUAAUUUGAGUCAUUUUAAAAUUACUGACCAUUAUGCACUCCGUGUAAAUUGCAUUUGGGGGUUGAGUCCAUCUGAACAAUGAUAUCCAUGUCUCUGAGAGAUGGAAUGCACUAACGUGGUUGCUGCUGAGUUGAUUCCAUAGAAUGAAGGGGAAAGUAGCAAUAUAUGAUGGAAAUAUAAUCAACUAGGGGCAUGUCUUAUGAAAACUCCUUGGUAUGAAUGAGAACUCGGGAACCACAAUAAUGACUGAUUAUCUUUUAUUGCAUAAGCUAUAGUUGCUUAUAAGUUGAAAGCUUUUGAACCCAAAGUAAUCCCCCCCACCCAUUUUUCUCUAAUGUGGACUUGCAUAUCUAUUGAGAAGAUGCCAGAUUUCUGUGCUUAAUAUCAGAUAAGCUAGUGGGCCUUGUAGUUUUAAAACACCUUGCUUCAGGGAGCACCCUUGCUAGCCAAAGCUGGAUGUAGGAAGCAGAGGAAGUUGGAAGGGUUUUAAAAACAGCAAUGUAACUUCAGCUGAAGCAGCUUGAACCAGCAUCCACCUACUGCCAUGAUCACCUGAAAGGUGCCAAAUACAUCUUUAGGCUUUGAUCUGCUGUCCAGUUAAGUUUCAUAAUGGAGAAGGGCAGUUUAAUUGCAAAAUGGAAAAGGGGGUUAAAAACUAUGUGGUAGUACAGUGAGGAUAAAUUUAUCUUUUAAUUUACAGGAGUGUGCAGCUGGAACUAAAACUGCCUCCACAGGAAAAAGGAGGGAGAGAAAAACCUAACAGCAGCAGGAAAAAAAAGUAUAUUGAGUUUGUCAUUAUUUCAAGUAGCAAGUUAUGAUUUACAGCCUUGACAGAUAAAUUACUUACUUACUUAAAAUUAAAAAGUAGCAAAUGCUGAGUGUUCAUUUUCGAAAUUCAGACUUCACACAAACACACACACAAACUCUUAAGAAAAAAACUGCAUGGCAAGGCAGAGGCCUGUUGACUACAAUAGAACUGGAAAAGCAAAUCUAUAAUUUGAACUUGCUUCACUAAAAGACGUGCCAGAGAGGGAAAGGAUCCUUCACUGCUUUGCUGGGUACAGCUUCACAAGCCGUAUUGGGUUGUUUGGCUGUUCUGGAUAAAGUUGCACUCCCUUUGAUGGAUCAGUUGUGCAUUUGGGGAGUGCUCCUGGAACCAUCUCUGUCACUAAAAACUCCAAGUGACCUCUGUGGCAAAGAGCACCUAUGACCAGCUUUGGUUGGUAUUACAGCUUGCUCUUUCCUGGAUAGGGUAGCUUGGCCACUGUUGGUCAUGCGUUGGUAUCCGCACGCUUAGGUUUCUGUAAUGUGCUAUAUCUGUGGCUGUCCUAGCAGCCAGCACAGAAACUGCAGCUAAGUGCAGGAUCCAGCAGCUUUAGUGCUAAAUGGGGCACCCAGGUAUGUACAUACUUCACUUGUGCUGAAGGAACUGCACUGGCUGCCUAGUGGCUACCGGACAACACUCAAAAGUGUUGUUGCGGACAUAUAGAAAAUUCUGAACAACUUGGCUCCAGGAUGCGUGGCAGACUGCUUUCCCCUAUAUAAUCCUAGUCAAUCCCUACAGUCAUACAAUCAUAGCUUCAGAGGAGGUCCUUUCAAACUCUGCUUACAGCACUGCCAGUUCUCAAGGCUAGGUGCUUUUUCCUUCACCCGCUGCAGCUCCAGAACUCCCGCGCCUUCUUCCUAGCUCGUCAUUCCUGGGCUGGGGUGAUUUGCUGGCUGCACGGAAGAGAGCAUCGCACUGGGAGCAUGGAGUGCUCAUGGGAUUAUUUAUUGGCUGUUGGAGUGGCUUCAUAGCUUAGCACUUGCUGAAGGAGAUUCUGGGGCCUUCCUUAAAGAGACAGAUUUCCAAGCUUAUUAUCUCAGUGGAUCCUCCUGACCUUAAAAAGUAUGAAAUUCUGGCUGAGGCUCCAGCUGACUAACUCUCCUCCCAGAAUGCACUUGGGGCAUCCUGUGUAUGGCAGUAUUGUUUUAGCAGCGGGAGCCAUGUUCGUUUUCAGCAGCCAAACUGCUGUUAUUCAGCGCCUACAAUAACCUUGGCAGAUGUUGUUGUGGUUGCCGCGGAAACGUUUCCUUUUUGUCAUAGCCCACGUGAAAUUUAUUGUUUUAUUUAGGUCCUGACAAGCAGGUUGCAGUAGGGAAGGCCAGAGUGUCACCUCGCAAGGAGGGGACGUGUACUCAGAGCAGCCCAACCUCUUGUGUCUCCCACAAGCACCGGCUUUGGCCAGCUUUAUGCUGUCUAGUAGUGUACCGGCCCCGUCCUCGCCCUCCUCAGAAAAUACGAAAUUCCUGACUAAACCAUCCAUUAAUUCUGCAACCACAAAUCCUCAGUAUUUGAAUGGCAAAGCCAUGCCUAUAUUCACAUGUUUUAUUUAACUGGCAGACCUUAUGUACACAGUUGUAUAAUUUUAUGGUUUGAAUUUUUCCGUUUUAUGUUCUGCUUUAUUUCCUUUUUUGUCAGAGACGGGAGAGAAUUGGCAGAAAGCUGUAGGACACACAGGAACAGUUAAGAGCUGGGAAGAAGCAACAGGCUGGGCGGGAAUAAGGAGCUUGUGGGCCUGUCUCCCCAAGCCAUCUUUGCUCAUCCCUCUCUCCUCCUAGUGUAAAUCAGUCUUUCAAAGUGUGCCCAGAGCUGUUACAGUAGCUCUUGGUAUAUGUCGGUGUUGCUGUUGCAAGUGCCUCCAGGAUAAACUACCUAGGCUGUGGCAAAAAACACACACAGCCAUCCCAGACUCAUAAGAAACCCAGAGCACUUUUUAAAGCAGAACUGUCUUUCAAGGCCUUCCUCCCUGCACAAGGCAGGGCAGUUGUGGCUUAACAAGAGCAGUGCCACAAUCAGUGUCUCACAGCAGUCUAAAUGGUUGGGGCAGUCCAGAGUCUCAACAGAGGGGCAACAUUAGAGGAAAGGUCCAGUGACUAGCUAGGUGGCAGGGCGGCACAAGUCAGGGAAUCCUAGAAUCUUAGAAUUGUAGAAUUGGAAGAGACCCUGAGGGUCAUCUAGUUCAACCUCCUGCAAUGCAGGAAUCUCAGCUAGAUCAUACGUGACAGAUGACCAUCUAACUUCUUUUUAAAAACCUCCAAGGAAGGAGAGUCCGCCACCUCUCGUGGGAGUCUGCCAGAAAGUUCUUCCUGAGCUCCUUUCAAAACCAUUGGUUCGGGUCCCACCCUCCAGAGCGGAUGAAAACACAAGCUUGCUCCAUUCUGGUACAGAGAUGUUGUUCGUGCAACCAUAUGUUACUGGGGCAAAGAUGUUGUGCCUGGAACAGAAGGCUUUUAAACUCGAACCUUCACAUUGCUUGCAGGUUUGGUCUACUCUUAAGGAGUGGCUUACUCACCAGUGUUUAUUUACUCUCAAAGAGCCUUUGUUCUUCAGAUGGGCACUUUGGCAUUUGGCAGUCAACUGAGCCUGCCCCUUUAGGACUCAAUGGCAGCUUGGCGUCUGCCUGAUUCCAAGAUAGGGCUACCUUUGCCACGGGAAGAAGGUUAUAUCGCCAUUUUUCCUGAGGACCCGGGACCUUCCUAGUCUCCCUCGCAGUCUCUUCUCACAGAGUAGUUUAGUCUGGGGCGCCCCAAAGAGAAUUCCUCCAGCAGGGGUAUGGCACCUAUGAGACCCUGAUCUCCAUUACUGGUAUUUGACAUGAGAAAUUUGAGGUGCAUAUCCGCCAAAUACAGUUCCCCUAUAUAACCCUUGAAAGGGGUGGAUGUUAGAAAGUUCAUUUUUCUUAGACCCAUGUCUAGUCAAGUCGCAUCACCUUCUAUUCUUUGGCACUAGAGUGAACUAGUUGCUUCCUUUGGACUGAGAUUUUUGGCUCCCUCAUCUCAGAGUUGACAGUGCCAUGGCACAAGUAAUGGGGGAAGUUGCUCCUGGUGCCCUAAUGUAGCAAGGAUGAAGAACCUAGGAUCCAAUGCUUCCCUCCUGGACUUUCUAUCUGGCCCUCAGAAUUCUUCCCAGGCCACACCCCUCUCUGGUGAGCUGCACAUAUCCUAAGUGCUUUCGCCUGACCAGAAUGUGUCCUUUCACUCUGAUAAUGCCUUUUGCUUACCCGGAUGGGGGAUAGAGAGGUGAGUGUGGAGAAACUAACCUCUAGUACAAAGGUAGACAUCUAUAUUUGUUGCUCUGCCUAUUUUUUGCCCAGUGCUUUAUCUGGAAAAAGUUCAUCUGCCAUCACCCUGUCCUGCAGAAAGGACUAUCUGUUCACAUGGCUUUAGCGGUUAUUUCUUGAAGCAAGGUAUGAUGACAGUGUGUUUCAGUUCUCCAAGUGAUAAGUGUAUCAUUUCCUAAAAACUUUCCCUGCAAAGGAGGCAGGGGUGCCAACUGGAAUAAAACAUUGUGGGGGCCCAGGUAUGCCCCACCCUGCAUAACUGAUCACAUGACAUGGUGCACGCACACCAUUUGAAUGGCAAUGUCCAUCAACUUUGGAGGCGAGCCUCCAGCCCCCUCAAAAAUGUUAUUGCAAGGGCCGAAGCCCCUAUGGCCCCUCGGAGUUGGCUCCUAUGAAAGAAGGUAUGGGGUGGGAAAAUCAACGCAAGUCACUCUCAGUUUCUUGGGCCUGCACAGAUUUUGCCCUGAUUUGGUCUCUUCUGAGCUGGCUGCUGAAUCUGUCUGUUUAAACCUUUUUUUACACAAAUACUCCAUGCCUUUCAGUUCUCUUUCCUACAAGUUCAGCUUUCAAAAAGCUGCCCUCAGUGCCCCACAUUAUUUGGGAAGUGCAAGAGACUGUGAAGAGCUGUUUCUGCGUGUUUAUUACACAUAUAGACCACCUUUUCUCCCAAGGAGCUCAUGGCUCUCCUCCCGCCCCAUUUCAUCCUCACAGCAACCCUGUGUGGUAGGUUAGGCUGAGAGAUGGUGACUGGCCCCAGGUCGCCUAGUGAGCUUCAUGGCUGAGUAGGGAUCCGAACCCUGGUCUCCCAGGUCAUAGUCCAACACUCUAACCAUUACACCACACUGGGAGUGCUAGGGUUGGCAGGCACAGAAAGAGAAGGAGUUCUUGUGUCUUUAAAUAACUUGAGUAUGUGGGAGAAACUGCAAGUGCUAGCAACGACCUUCUCCAUCCCACCCUCUUCACCUGUGAUUCCAGCAUACCCUCAAAUUUCUUGGGAGUCGCAUACCAUACCCCCAUACCCUCCAUCAUUUCUCCAGUGAAAAUAGGGAUGUGCUAAGAAUAGGGAUGUGCUAAGAAUAGUGGAGGGACGCGGGUGGCGCUGUGGGUUAAACCACUGAGCCUAGGACUUGCCGAUCAGAAGGUUGGCGGUUCAAAUCCCCACGGCGGGGUGAGCUCCCGUUGCUCGGUCCCUGCUCCUGCCAACCUAGCAGUUUGAAAGCACGUCAAAGUGCAAGUAGAUAAAUAGCUACCGGUCCGGCAGGAAGGUAAACGGCGUUUCCGUGCGCUUCUCUGGUUCGCCAGAAGCGGCUUAGUCAUGCUGGCCACAUGACCCGGAAGCUGUAUGCUGGCUCCCUCGGCCAAUAAAGCGAGAUGAGUGCUGCAACCCCAGAGUCGGUCACAACUGGACAUAGUGGAGAAUAGGGACACUUGGAGGGUCUGUUCCAGGGCCCUGUCCUGUUAUCCCUGUGCUGCUGAUGAAUAUCAUGAAAACUAGCAUCAGGAGAGAAGGGGUUUGAGGCAGUGAAGGAGCAAACCUGGGGAUCAGAGAAAGAUCUGGAAAAGCUGUGGCUGAGAAAUGCAGCCAGAGAGGGAAGGGUGGAGAGGAGGGAAAGUGGGGAUGUGCGUGGGCCUUAAAAAAUGGCUCUUAAGAGUCAGAGUGGGCCCUUCCUGUCCUUAAUCCCUUAACAGUGGUAAUUGCAAUUAGCCCUAUUAGCACUAAUGGGUCUGAGUACAGGGCUUUUCUCUCCAUGCCCAGCAGAGAGAGUGGAGUGCUCUUGAGCAUUGCAAAGUAAGGCAGAGGGAUCUGCCUGAGCAGGAAUUAAUGAUUCUCAUGGGAGGUUCCUGCCUGCAGGGUGGUAAAUAGCAGAUGGACCAAGUGCGGGAAUGAAACUGGAAAAAAUCUUGACAGCAGAAAGUGUUGGCUCUUAAACCAAAGGAGAGGGGCUUGGAUAGCAAGAGAGGGAAACUGAGGCAUAGGAAGGAGUAUUGAUGCAACAGGUUAGCAAACAUAAAUAUCUGCAUUGCAACUGGCAGUGCUCACUCUAGAUCAGGUAUAAAGCACCUUCCUUUGUUAAGUCUUCUGUUCCAGGCACAACAUUUUUCCACCACUAAUGUCCCGUUGCUGGAACACCUUUGCACUAGUUAUAUACAGAGUCUAAAAUUAUUCAUUGCUUGUUCUGCUCUAUGCUUGUAGGUUAGGUAAGUAUUAUUAUCCUCAUACUGCAGACCAGAGGCUGAAAGAAAAAAGCCUCAUCAAAUCGUGCAGAAGCAGAAGGCAAUACAGUAUUUGAAUCGAGGGAUUUCCUGGUUCACAGCCUCAUUGCUCCUAGAAAGUCUAGAGUUUGGUACUGGGAUAUAUUUUCCCCUGAAGCCUUUGGCAAAAACCUAUUAUUAGCACAAACAAUUUUGUACACCAAAAACCUUGCUGUAACUAAGCCUAAGUAUGUAUAUCUGAAAUAAUUGAAACAAAAUAAUAAUAAAAAUCCUUCCAGUAGCACCUUAGAGACCAACUAAGUUUGUUACUGGUAUGAGCUUUUGUGUGCAUGCACACUUCUUCAGGUCUGAAAAAGCUCAUACCAAUAACAAACUUAGUUGGUCUCUAGGUGCUACUGGAAGGAAUUUUUUUUUUGGUUCAACUACGGCAGACCAUCAUGGCUGCCUACCUGUAACUUGAAAUAAUUGUUUAGUCUUUCCCUGUUUCUGUUCUACUUCAGUGUCUCCCUUGUGUUGAUACAUAGAUUUUAAGCCCCUUAGGGCUAGGUGCUGUUCCCUUGCAGUUUGUAAAGUGUUGUGUGUAUGAAAGGUGUCUUCUUGUUCUUGCUGUUUACAAACUGGCUACAUUUGAAUGAAUUUGCUUAAGUUACAUAGUGAACCCAGGUUGGGCAAUUUUAGAAUAUACUGGGCGCUCCAUCUACUCCUCUCUCCCUUUCUUUGAACUACGUAGCAGAAGUUGCCCAUGUAUUUAAAAUCCAGAAACAACCCAGAAAACUAUAUAACAUUAAUUAAAUGUGCACACCUAGAUGAACUUGGAUAAAUGCCCACCCAGAGAGAGCUUUUGCUUGGUUCUGCGCCACCCUUCUCCUAAAGUGUGUGGCAGAUUCCGAAAGAACUUCAAAAUGGCUUGUUUGGCUCAUGAAAGAAAGAUCUGAGAAGGGUUACAAUGACGGGAAAGCAUAAGAAUCAUACAUAGCUUAGGCAAGGCUAAAUCGUCGUUAAAGCUUUUAAGUAAUCUCAGGGGUCUCCACUAAAACUCAGUUUUUAUUUUUGCACAACUUAUUGAUCUGUGGAACUCACUGCCAUGGGAUUUGGUGAAGGCCUGCAGCAUAAAUGGGCUUUUUUAAAAAAGAGGGUUCUAACUAUAUUUAAUGAAGGCUAAAGGUAUCAGGGAAGGUAGCUUUCUGCUCAGGUCCUCUUUAAGCACGAAGUUGCUGGAAGCUGUGAUUGAUGAACUGGAACAUAAUUAUUGAGCAUCUCUCCUGAAGCAUCCCAAAUAGGCUACUGUUGGCGACGACUAAGGCUGGACCUUAAUUGAUACUUUCCGAGUGUUGCUUUCAGCUUCCCAAACUCCCCUUGAUGAAGUGAGCCUCCGCAGUGUGCCAGCCUGGCUGGCUCCCUUCAGAUCCCCCGCCCUUGCACUCGCUUGCCAGGAUCGCAUCCCUGUGAAAUGUGUGGAGCUCCCAGCAAUAACGCACGAAACCUUGGCACGGUGACUCUUCUCCUUUAAAUAUUAAUGGGGCUGGCACCAUCUGCGGCAAAAGGGUAUAAAUUUGCCUAACUGUUUCUCUCCACACUGCCUUUUCCCUCUGCCUUCUUGUUUGGAUGGUCUUGCUACCACCAGCAUCCCACCAUUGCCUCGCCUCUGGGCAGCUCUGGUGGAGUCCUCCUCCCCUCCUCCUCCUCCCGUGCCCCCGCCCUGUGGGUCUGUGGCUAUGGGCUUGCUCUGGGGUAAGAGGUGCAGCAAGUGCCCUGCCAACUGCUCCCCUACUUAUUCAGGUAACGGGGGACUGUCCCUUUAAGAGGCUGCAUCAUGCAAGCAUGUCAGGAUUUAAAAGGGCUGCUGUGCAAGGUGUUUAUGCACUUGGGCUGUAGACCGCCCUCCUCAUCCACUUCUCUGCUCCAGCCAGGAUCCCAACUGAAUCGGGAGCAGACUGUGCUGCUCCUCCAGGGGUUAAACCUGCCGGUGGUACUUCUCCCUUUCUCCCUCCCUCCCUCUCUCAGAGGCUGUGCAGCUGGAAUCUCGCCUGCUCUGUGGCUGGGUGUGCUGUGGCGAAAUUCCCAGUCGCUGCUCUGGAAACCAAUUGUGCCAGAGAAGAAUGUGCCGGCUCAGCUAAUCAGCCAGGAGAGUGUGAGAGGAAGAAGAAGAAGGAGAGAGAGAGAGAGAGAGAGAGAGAGAGAGAGAGAGAAGACCUGUGCCCAAAGCAUCGGUCUGUACCGCUCUGCCUAACAAGAUCUCCUUGACUCUCCCCUGUUCUUUGCAGGCGUAAAGUGGAGCAAGGACAGCAGCAUGUCCGACAGCAAGGAAUGGGCCACGCUCAGCCCAGAGGAGUUCACCCAGCUGCAGAAGUACAUCGACUGUGAGUCUUUUCCCUUCUCCCAUCUAUCUCUCUGGGCUGGCCCCACCAGGCUGGGACCUAUUGGGGAAGGACUGUGACAACAGGAAAGGUUGAAAGGGACUCCCCAUCCUAAAGCAUCAGGGAGUCAUGUGGGACAUUGACAUGCCAAAAUCUGGGUUUGCUUUGAUGGAGCUGGGGCGGUGGCAGGCGGGGAGAGGGGGGGGGAAGGUGGAAGGAACUGUCUCUCUAUGCCAAUCUGGAGGGGGCUGAGUGUAACUGAAAGGUCUGUUCACUCUGUAGCUGUCCCCGUAAUAUCAUCUUGGAAUGUCAGAGUCAGAAAUCCUGAUUUGACGGCUACAGAGAAAACAGUAUGGUCUGUGAGAGUUUAGCUGGGGGACGGCUUGCAGCUUGUGGGAGUACCUUGGCUUGCAAAGAGCAAGGUAGUUUUAGAUCCCUGUUUUCCCGCAUUGAAAUUAUUGGCCUACCCACCCACCCCAAACAGUGCUGGACAAACGUGGAAGUUGAAUGCCAAAAUUCCUAAUGCCCUGGGUUCACAAGCGUUGAAAGCCAGGAGAUAUUUGGGCCAGAACUGCUGCCUUUUUGCAGCCCACUGGUAACCCACGUUCCUUUCAAACAUAGGGCAGAGUCCUACAACCCCUGGGCACGGCAUGUAUCAUGUUUCCUACACUGUAUAAUUUCCCUCUGUUCAAUCUGUUUUCUUUGCCCUGCAGACAGCAGCAAGAAGGUGCAGGACGUGCUGCAGGAAUUUUAUGGAGACGGUAAAUUGUCUGAGCACCUUCAAGGAGAUGUGAGUAUACCCUUCUUCCCUUGUGCCCGUUCAUCUCUUGCCUUGCAAAAUUUGAACAUUUUUUUGGGGGGGGGUCACUCAUUCCAAGAAAAGAAUUUACCCCCAAAGUUCAUGUAGGCAAGGUGACCUUGCAAAGCAAUAUGCCAUCCCUUUGAACCUCUCAUGUCCCAGCUGAGGCAUACCUGGAGGUUGGCAAAACCAGCCCCCACCAGGAUGCAGGCACAGGAGGGGCGCAAAAUUCACCUAUCUAUGGAGUAUAGGAUGUAUAUGUGUGUGGCAAUACAUCACCACUGUCGUAGCAAGAUCAAACGUGGGAGAAUCUUCGUCCUUUUCACACCAUGACACAAAAGCAUUUUUUUCCGGGAGGUGGGACGAUAGAGCUCCUUGCUAGGGAUGCUAAUUUUUAACCUGUUCUUACAGAUAGGUUGAUCCUAAAGUUCCAUAGAGAUUCACUCUCCUGUCAUUUAAGACCACUAGAUCUAAUCCUGCCAUCUGGAUUAGCAGAGAGCAAAUAUUUGCUGCUUUGAAUGCAAUAGCCUUUUAGGUACUUGUGCUAUCAUGAUGUCCCGCAUCUUUGGACUAAACUUAGCUCAUUCCUUCAGCCUUUCCUCAUAGGACUUGUUCUCCAUACAGUUGACCACCUUCGCUACCCUUAUCUGAACUUGCUCCAAUUUGUCUACAUUCUUAGUAAAGAAUUGGACACAGUACUCCAAGCAAAACCAAAAAUGAAAACAAAUUCCUUCUUGUGACUUGGAAACAACAGUUCUGUCAGUGCAGCCCAGAGUCGCAUUAGCCUAUUUUGCAGCUGCCUCACGUUGCUGCCUGAUGUUCAGCUCAUGUCUGACUAUAAUCUCAAGAUCUCUUUCGCAUGUACUGCUGUUGAGCCAGGCACCCCUCAACCCUGUACUUGUAGUUUGUUUCCUAUUUGCAUUCCUAUUUACAUUUGCAUUUAGUUUGUUUCCUGUUUGCAUUUGUUCCUGUUUAAUUUGUCUGUGUCAUCCCAGUUUUUCUCUUUGUAUCUUCUGAGAUGUUAACUGUCCCUUUCAGUUUUGUAUCAUCCUCUUAACUGAUAAAGAGUCCCUUCACUGUGUCACUGAUAAAAAAUGUUGAAACGUGUCAGGCUUGGAUUCCUGCUGCAUCCCACUUGUGGCAUCCCUCCAGUUUGGUGAGGAACCAUGGAUAGCGUGGUUUUCCAAACAGUUGUGGAUCCACCUGGCAGUAUUAUCACCUAACUCACAUUUAACCAGUUUGCUCACCAAAAUAUAAUAAGGGACUUUGUCAAAUGCUUUACCGAAAUCAAGAUUCAUUCCAUCCACAGCAUUUACACAAUCUGCUGAGUCUCUACUUCUGCCUUCCUUCCUAUAAUCAAACAACCCAAGGCUCCUCUGUGGAUUAUCGUGAACCUGCCCUAUGCAUCGCAAGUCUUCCCUGUUGCUUGACCAUUGUCUCUUACUCAGCCUAUGUGAUGACUUCUCCCCUUCCUGUGUCUGCUAAUCCAAUAGCUGCCAUGCAGUGGAGCGAAUGGAGAGGAGAUUAUUUUAUUUUAUUUUUAUAAUGUUUAUUAAAUUUUCUGUUUUACAGUUUCACAUACUCAUUUUACAUCCUUAAAACAUCAAUGACUUCCCUUCUUCUCUUUCCAUGGUUCAUUUUACAUGUCUUAAAUCCCUGCAUAUUUUACAAAAACUGUCCCAAUCAGUUUCCCAUUAUAGAGAUUAUUUAUUCACUCCCGUUAAAUCAGGGACAAAACAAUUGAGGUUCUCCAUUCUCCCUUACCAUGCAAGACCACUAACGUAGCACUGACAUUGCUCAGAUCAGUACUCUGUUCAUUUUCUAUUACAACUGAAAGGAUGGGUUUCCUCACAUUCCUCCUCUUUUUCUUCUGUCGCUUUGUUCUUCUACUGAUGCCGUUGCCAGACGAUAGACUUUGAGGGCUUCAAGCUCUUCCUGAAAACCUACUUGGAAGCAGAGGAGAUCUCAGAUGAACUUUGCAGCCAUCUCUUCAUGUCUUUCCAGACUACGGCAGGACAGGCCACAGGAGAGCCAGGGGUGCAACCAAGUAAGGAGACUUCCAGCAGAAAGACUGCUAUAUUGUCUUGCUUUUGUUCAGGGGGUGCGUGGGAUCUGCACAUCCUCUGGUGGUGAAAAAACAGCAUUCCAAAAUGCUUAAAAAGUAGGGACAGAUGCUCUGCUAAGCAUCUUUUUUGGGUGGAGGUUUGACUUAGCAUCUGAUUUAUUUAUAUCCUGUCUUUUAGGACAAAUGUCCUCUCAAGGUGGCAUACACAAAUCAUAACACUUACUUGAAAACUGUUUUUUUUUUAAAAAAAAUAAACUCCUUAGAGUGAGCCCCAAAAGAACAAUAAACAGAGAUAUACAGCAGGUGAUGACAAUGAAUGAAAUGUAGCCUGAAAUAAAAAUGUCUUGAGAGUUGUUGUUUUUUAAUACAGUACAUAAAUGUGAAUGCAGUGAAAUAUCUAGCAGCCCCUAGGGUGGAGAAUUAUUGACAGAUCUCUUGCCCCUAAAGCCUUUCCUCUCUCUCCCUCCCCCCUCCUCGCUUUGCAGCCAGUGGCUUUGUUUGCGUCAAUGAUGUCUCUUGUUACUUCUCUCUGCUGGAAGGUGGAAGGCCAGAAGACAAGCUGGAAUGUGAGUAACUGAGAAAGGAUCAAGAGAAGGAUGUGGCAGCUGAGGACCCCAGUUCUUAGCCUCAGAUAUUGGGGUGGGUGGGUUUGGGGUAAACAAACACUGGUGAAAAUCUGUCCCUGGCGGUUCUUGAGGGGGGGGAAGGCUUGGUGAAGGGUUGGAAGGGAAUGGGGUCUUUAUGGAAGGUGUCUGAACCAGAAGGGAGAUGGCAGAGGUUUUUUUCCUUUGAUCUUGAAGCUUCUAGUUCUGAUCUUAUUUCUCCUCCCACAGUCACCUUCAAGCUCUAUGACAAAGAUGGGAAUGGCCUGCUCGACAGUUCAGUGAGUAGCAUGAGAUCUUCAGGAGCUAACUUUGGGCUUGUUGGCAUUGGAUAUCCUCUCCCCAUUCAUUUCCUCUUUUUCCCCAUUCAGGCAUUACAGGCUACACACCCAGCAACACGCAUCUCCACCCACAAAGCUUUUGAAAAUUUGUGCUUUUAGUAGCUGGGAUGACCCAAGCUAUUUCAGUGGCACCCACACACACGCUAAUUGACAUGAGCCCAGACAGACUUCUACAGGGAAGUUCUCUCGCACAAGCUUCGUUUUAGUGAGGCUUGCUCAGGAGAACAUCCUGGUACAUUGUUCCCUGUUGUUCUGUCUCUCACACUCCUGCCUUUGAUGGUGCCCAAAAUACGUUGCCUUCCUUCCCUCAUUUGUGGGUGCUCAUUUCCCCCUCAUAGCUUAUCUCUGGUUUGCACUUAUGUGGACUUUUCCCUCCACGCUCCCAGGAGGUCUGUAUCUUGUUGCCUUGGCACAGAAGCAUUGCUGUUUGUUUUCCAGCAUUCCACCUUUUCUGCUUUCUGUGGGAGACCUCCACAUUACCGCCAAGUUUGCAGCCUAGAGGGGCCCCAUCCUGGCUAUGAUUCCAGCCCUUCUGGGUUUCUGCUAUUUCAUGGAUGCCAUAUUUGGAAGAGGAAAUUUGGGAGCAAAAGGGAGCAAAUCUUUUUUUCAUAUUUUCUUUGCAAUGCAGUGUGGUGGAUGUGCCCUCCUGGCCCAGUCCAACUAAUGUCAGAGACCAGAGCCACACCAUAUGCACGCUCCUAUGCCUUUAACAGCUGCAUGAAAGGAAGAAAAUCAGCAAGUCAAGUUUGCUGCAUCUCCUGCUAGAACAAAGAUAGCCAUCCUAUUUUGAGCAAGCUGAGAUACGAUGCUGUCUUUGGCUUCUCCCAAUCUGUGAUACCUCUUAUCAACUGGUGUUUCUUGACUCCUGACUUUAUCUCUCUAAAUGCGCCCCAGUCUCUAACGUGCCUGGCCUUUUUUUAUGUAAGCACCUUCCUUCACCUUUAAUGCAGGCCUUAAACUAUGUUCUUAUGUAGGAGGUGGACCGCAUAAUCACACAGAUGAUGCGUGUGGCUGAAUAUCUGGACUGGGACGUCACUGAGCUUAAGCCAGUAAGUGCAGAAUACCCAUACCUGAUUUUCACUAGGCAUAUUUCUGUUCCAUCACACACAACCCACACAUACUCACCUAUGCUGGGAGAUGCUGGCUCUUGCAGUGUUUCCCAAACAUGGGUCUCCAGCUAUUUUUUGGACUAUAAUUCCCACCAUCCCUGACCACUGGUCUUGCUAGCUGGGGAUGAUGGGAGUUGUAGUCCAAAAACAACUGGAGACCCAGGUUUGGGAAACACUGCGAAUUUUGCCGUCUCUUAGAAUCUGAGGUUAAUGGAGCACACAGGGAAGCUGGAUAAGGUGUUGUCUUCAGCACAACACCAGCAAGGGGAUGGAGCUCAGGCUGCGUAGUUAUGGAGUAAAGUGUGUAUUUAGUUGGAAGAGAAGACUUCUGAUGGUUAAAUGAGCCAGGGCAGGCUAAUGAGGUUCAUAUAUGAAGUCUAGAUGGGAGUGUCCUCAUAGAGUGACCUCUCCUUUCUGCUGGCUGGUUGUUGCUUUUUUGCAGGGGACAGUGUGGUGAAGAAUACAAGCUCUUGUUUCCCCGCCCCCCUUCUCUCCAAAUAAUCUUUGCAGUUACAAAGCUUUUGGGGUUUAAGAAAGGAGGAUGGAGGAUGGAUGCUGGGGGUGGAUGUAAAUUGCCAUAUGCUGCAAAUAACAUUGGAUUCUUGGAUGCACAUUUUGGGAAGAAUUGCUUUGUCUGCUAGAUGUGCCUCAUAAAAAAUGAUCUGGGGACCAAGGCAUGGUGCGCAUGUCGACCUGUGUCGAACGGACUUCAGCAAGCCCUCCCAUGCCCUCUUCUUCUCCCAUCUCUCAUCGGCACAGAUCCUGCAGGAGAUGAUGCGAGAGAUUGACUACGACGGCAGUGGCACAGUGUCUCUAUCUGAGUGGCUCCGUGGCGGCGCCACCACCGUCCCCCUCCUGGUGCUACUUGGACUGGAGGCUGUAAGUGCACAGAGGGGCAAGGGAGAAGGAUGGGGAAGGGAGAUGGGGGCUGAGAUAAUAAGACAGGCAGACACACCUCUGCCCAUCUGAGCCAGACUAAGGUGCUGUGGUCUGGGACAGGGGGGCAUUCUGUGAUCUCCUGUACAGGAAGCAGGAAUGGUUUCUAACCACAUGUUAAUAUUACCUGGGGCUUCUUUGGAAACGAGCUUCAAGCUGCCACCCUGUUUGAUGGAUAAGCCGCAAGCUGGCUUUAUUAAAACUGGAGCAAAAGCAAAACUGCUUUUCCACUGUGUGGAUUUGAAGUGGUUGCUGCACUGUUGGAUUCCAACUCCCAUCAGCCUCCAGCUAGCAUGGCCAGUGUUUAAGGGGGGAUGGGAGUUGCAGUCCAGCAACCCCUGACACACCACAGAAUAGCCACCCCUGCUCCAUGUGGUGCUUUUCUCCAUCAUGGGGGCUUCUUGGAGGAGAGUCCUCCCUUCCUAAAAUAUUUAUUAAAAAUGGAUAUUUUUACUCUUGUAUUAGUUCAUUCCAAGGGGCCGAAGUUAUAGGUCCAUACAUGCACAUUUUGAAGGUCAUAUUAUCCCUCCCACCCCAAACAUAUGCCAACCUUUGUCCAAAAUUCUGACCCGCCUAGAACCCAUUCCCUCCCACACCUCCCGUGAGCCCUGACAUCUCUCUUCCCUUCCCAUUCACAAAACAAUCACACGCAGCAACAAAAACCAACUUCUGCCCUCACUGCCUCCUUUCCUUCGUUGCUGCAGACCAUGAAGGAUGAUGGGCAGCACCUCUGGCGCCUGAAGCACUUCAACCGGCCCGUUUACUGCAACGUGUGUGAGACGCUUCUGCUGGGGCUGCGCAAGCAGGGGCUGCGCUGCACUUGUGAGUGGCUCCCUUUGUCUUUGGGGUGAAGGUGGUCAUCUCCUCCUUUCAUCCAGUAUGGGCUUCUCUAGUUUGUGCCCCCCCCUGCUGUGGAAUGAGUGCCCUGCGAAUGUUGCGCUUGUGAACAAGGGGACCUGGGGUGGAGAACAGGAGGAGGGAGAGUCCUCCAAAUGCUGCCAUAUUUGAGGCAUCUUCAGGAAGAACUAACAAAAAAAUGAGCUUCCAGCAGCGUGGCCUGUACCACCGAGCAGAGGGCGGAGGGGUGUUUUAAUUUUCCCUAUUGGGUGAAACUGACUAGAUCAGAAAUUUCUUGUGGCCUCUGGAGAUGCAACAGGAUUGCCCUUGAAAGCCAUGCGCACCAGCACCUUUGCUCUGGAAGCCCCUGCAAUUCCGUUCUUCUCCCAACAUCUUUGCAGGCACUUCCUCUCCUAUUAAAACAACAGCAGCAGCAAUCCAACAACUUUUCUAGAAGCCUGCCUUUUAAAAUAAAAUAAAGCUGGGAUUUCCAUGAGCUGCCCAAUAGUUGCUUGCUGCUUUUAAAAAUCUGCAAGCUCCUUUAAAGCAUGGUUUGCAAUGUGGCAUGUACAUGGGGUGAGGGGGUUUACUAUUAAAUGAGCGUUUCUCAUAACUAAUUUUGUCACAAACAGUAUCCAGCAGGGGCGAAUAAUGCAUUGCCCUUGGAGAGAUUUGCAUGAUGCCCAGGCAUGGAGCGCUGCAGUUUCGGUAGUCGGAAAACGCGACAUCCGUUCAACAAUUGGUUGUGCUCUGUGUGAAACAAAAACUUAUUGGAUCCCUUGGCCUCUCAUGCUCUCCUCUUGGAGAGGUGUUCUCGGUGGCUCUGUGCUUGCAGGAUGCAGAUCGAAGGGUCAGGAAGCAGGGAGAGUGGAAGGAAAUGAGAGGCCCGAAUCUGGGCGGCAUUAGCUGGUGAUGGGGUGGGGAUUUCAUGGGGCAGUCUGUAACUGGCGUUGCAUAUUCAGUCCCUAGUUGCUCGCAUGUCAACAAAUCCAUCCUCCUUCCUUUUACCCACAGUUUGCAAGUACACAGUGCAUGAGCGCUGUGCCCGCAAAGCCCCACUGAGCUGUAUCAGCACCUAUGCCAAGAGCCGUCGUGACACCAGUGUGAGUACAGUGGGCAAAGGAGGGGAGGGCAUUGCAUCCAUAAAGCAGCCUUUGGCUCAUCUGGCUGCAUUAUUACCUAGGGUUUCUUUCAGGCUUCCCCUGUCUCUGCUUCCUCUCUUCCCCUGCCAUGUAUCCGCAGCCUCCCUCCUUUCUGUCAUGAUCUCCUGUCCAAGCAAGGGAACAGAUUGUCUCCUUCUAUAGUUCCCUCCACUGACUCUCAUGCCUUCCCUUUAGGAACUCUCUGGAUCCAUUUUUUCUAAGGAUUUGUGGGGUGCUCCCCCACUCUUCCUCUCCUGGAUGUGGAAUUGUCUUCUCCUGUCCCCAGACCACAUCUCUAGGAAUUAUUUCUUCCCUUCAGAUCUCUUAAUUCAUUCAUGACCUCCACAUCUCCUUGGCAGCGUCACCGCACCUCACAGUUCCAAAAUCAUUAGCCAAGUAAAUAGCGAAUGCCCAGCUAAUUAUAAACACUGUAGUUCUUUGCUCCUGCCCAGUUUAAUUACAUCAGUCCUCUUAACCAUCAGGAAAUAGCAUGCAAGAGCAGGGAGAGGAUGUCCUGGACAAAGGACUCUAGAGCUCUGGCUCCCAUUCUCCCCUUCCUGUUCCAAUCUUUUUAGAUCUAUCUUCUCUCCAGGGAGUCAGGGCUAGAACUUGAGAGCUGUGGGUUCUGGUUCUGCUGAUCUAGCCCGGUGGUCCCCGUCCCUCCACUUUCAUGCGCCCAUCGCUCUUUCCACUUGCAGGCACAAGCCCACAUCUGGGUAAGAGGCGGCUGUGACGGCAGCAAGUGCGACCGGUGUCAGAAGAAGAUCAAGAGUUUUCAGAGCCUGACGGGAAUGCACUGUGCCUGGUGCCAUCAGAAGGCGAGUUCAUACCCCCCAGUUUUCCCUGAUUGGAGGCAUAGGUGCCAUAAGUCAGGAAAGGCUCUUCAUUAAGGGCCUGCUUCUCAGUUAUCUGUCUGCUUGCAUUUCAAACUCCAGCUUUCCCUUCCCUCAUUUGGGAGAUCAUGAUGCAUCUCCAUAUUCUCUGUGGAGAGCCCUCUCAUUGCUUCGUUAGUUGCGGUGCAGGGUGGUGGGAGAAGCAGCAGCAGCCGGGAUGCAACUAAUGGUCCCAUCCCAUGUGCCAGAAUGGCUGUGAGAAGCGAGACUGUGUCUGAUCACAGAGUGGCCCCUUCCAGGUGUUCCUGUUACCUUGUAGGAAGGAGUCCUCCAUUGCAGUCCGGCUUGCCAAGCAUCGGAACACGGGAAGCUGCCAUGUAUUGAGUCAGACCAUUCGUCAGUUUUAACUCAGUGUUGCCUAAACACAGUUAGGCAGUAGCUCUGCAGGGCUUUUGGCAAGGGGCAUUCCCAGCCCUACCUGGAGAGGCUGUGGGGAUUGAACCUGCAGGUGCUCUACAACUAAGCUAAGACUGUUCCCUGCAUAAGCACAGCAAGAUCUGCAAAGGGCAGCAGAGGAUUGGUGGAGUAGAGGACUUGUUGGGAGGAGGAGCAUUUCUCGAGGGAGCCUGUGAAAAGGUGGGAGGUGAAAGCAACAACGGAGGUGAAGGACUGUCCUGUGGCCUAAUAAAGCCUGACUGGUUUAUGCCUUCCUGGCAUAGCGUGCCAUGUUAUAUGUAUAGAUAUUCUGCUAAGUGGUUUUUGUGUGUGUUUUAUAUGUAGGCAGAACUCUCAUUUCAUCAGUUAAAAGCAAUCAUCAUAUUUGUCUUGCUUCAUGGUUCAGAGAGCAAAAUCACAAAUGCUGUUCUUGAACUGGUGUUCUAGGUAAAAGGAAGAGAUUGCAUUCGAGGCUUUUGCAUUUUGCAGGUCGGAACUCAGAAUAAACUUUUGUGUGUGUGUGUGUGUAAAAUCUCUCUCUCUAGAUCCAUGACGAGUGCAUGUCUCUCAUGCCUUCAGCUUGUGAUUGCGGGGUCCUCAGAGAUCAUAUCCUGCCACCUUCAGCAAUCUACCCUGUUGUGCUGGUGAGUGGCUUAUUGAAACACAUGGUUUAUACACAAAAUGUUUGCACACGUGUACACCCCCCCACAACGCCUAUGCGCAGAAUAAUAGAGUUGGAAUCACAGCUGUCAAGGUGGACACAAAUGACAGGAAAGAGAGUUCUCUUCUGAAGCCCAUUGAUGCAGUCUGCUCACUAUUGCUUUUAAAAGGUUUGGAGGCAGUGCGAGGGAGCAGUCACUGCCCAUAAUGUACGUUGUUUCCUGUGUCCUACCAUAGUAUCUGAUCAAGCAGUUUCAUAAGUUCUCAUUCUGCUUCCAGCUAAAGCACUAAAGCACACCCUUAGAAAUCAUUGCGGCUGCAAUAGAUUGUGUUUAUAUCUGGGUGCAAGUCCUAUUGUUGAGAAUGCCCAUUCUGCAUACAGCAUUUCUUCUUCAGCCCCUAAGCACUGAAGUAAUUUUGGAACUAUUUUUUUUAAGGUUUUUAAAUAUGUAUAUUUCUAUGUAUGCUUAGUAUGUGAAAGGGUACCCAAUCACAGGGGCGGGGUACAAAUAAAUAACAACAACAAUAAUAGUAAUAAGUAGUAGUAGUAUUACGUAAAGGUGUGGGGUUCAGAGAAAACAUUAACUCUGCCCCUCUGCAAUGCUCUGUGUAUUUAGGAUGAUUUUUAAAGUUUGCCUCAGGAGUGAAAUUGACUAGACCAAAAGCUGCUGUUGAUAUGGUCCAGUUUAAGACAAGAUGGCAUAAUUUCAGCACUGAAGUAAAGUGCAUAUCACCACAUUUCUGGCACAUGCAUAUAAUCCUCAGAAUCUGCUUUUGCUCUGGAGAUAGUACAGGAGAAUGCACACAGGGAGCACAUUAAGUAGGUGUUGAAGGAAGAGGAGGAGCAAGCUGCAGGUCUUAAUGUACCCAUCCACUUGCUUGCUUGCUUGCUUGCUUGCUUGUGCUGAGCCUUCCUCCAGCAUUGGACCCCAAUGGUUUUCAUCCCAGCAACAGCCUUAGAGCUGUUGUGGUGCUACUUCCCCUGCUGAUUCUUGCCCCUUUCUGUGUCCCAGGAGCGACAGAACAGUCAGAAGAACGGAGUCUGUGGGACCCCUUCAGAAGAGCCAGCUCAGCCCUUCACCACCCCUGAGGGACAGGCACUGCGGGUGAGCCUGGGGAAACUGGAAGGGGGGUGUUGCCAGGUCCCCACUUACUGUUGAUACCCUGUUGGCGCUGAGGUCCUGUGCUAGUCUGAGCAAUGCCUUCCGCAUUCAUGUUAGUUACAAAUAACCCAGGAAGUUGGCAGCAGAGGGAGGUUAGUUAAUACUUAAAACAUCCCUUGCCCUCGAGCUGAAGCACAUUGAAGUCCCUCUCAUGCUGUUUGUGCCAUGUGUGAAAUUUGGUAAUACCAGUGAGAGAAUAUACAGUGGUACCUCGGGUUAAGUACUUAAUUUGUUCCAGAGGUCCGUUCUUAACCUGAAACUGUUCUUAACCUGAAGCACCACUUUAGCUAAUGGGGCCUCCCGCUGCUGCCGCGCUGCCGGAGCACAAUUUCUGUUCUCAUCCUGAAGCAAAGUUCUUAACCUAAGGUACUAUUUCUGGGUUAGCGGAGUCUGUAACCUGAAGCGUAUGUAACCUGAGGUACCGCUGUAAUCUGUUCUCCCCCCACAUAAACUGUACAAGUUCCAAUUUCUGCUAUGAUUCUUUGUACCUUGUUAUAACCUAUCCACAAAAUAUUUUGAGUACAGCAAAUCCUCUCUUAUUUGUCUAUAAUCAUCAUUAAUUUGGGUUAGCGGAGUUUGUAACCUGAAGCGUCUGUAACCCGAGGUACCACUGUACUGAAUAUUCGGUCCGGUCAGUGCAGGGUUUUAGGGUUUGAUUUUUUUAACACAGCUUAAGCUCAAACUGCUUUUGAACCAUGCAUGGAGGUCACCCACUCAAAUCCUCAGCAGCUGCUGUUUGCUGAAGCAGAAGACUUGCUGGGUCAGAGGGCUCAAUUGCAUUGUAACCCUAAACUAGUUCUGACUGCUGUGGCUUUCCUCCAGGGACUCUGGGUAUGAUUGCUUAGUGCAGGGUGCUGCAGAAUAAUUGCGAACGAUCCCUAGACCCUUCAGGAUUAUAAAACACAAAAAACAAAACCACCCCAAUAUAUUAGGGGAUAGGAAGAACAACUAUGACAGUUUAAGCUGGUUUAAAAUUGCCAUGUGUGUACAGGCCCACGGUGAACCCAAGAGCUGUAUGUAUGGCUCUCCAUAGACCUCUCUGGAAACCACGCUCAUAGCAAAGGGAAGAGGUGGGUGGUUAGGGUGAUUUCAACUGUAAAGCUAAAGGACCCCUGACAGUUAAGUCCAGUUGUGACCUACUCUGGGGUUGCGGCGCUCAUCUCAUUUUACUGGCCAAGGGAGCUGACGUUUGUCCGCAGACAGUUUUUCUGGGUCAUGUGGCCAGCAUGACUAAGCCACUUCUGGCAAAACCAGAGCAUCACAUGGAAACACUGUUUACCUUCCCACUGGAGCGGUACCUAUUUAUCUACUUGCACUGGUGUGCUUUCGAACUGCUAGGUUGGCAGGAGCUGGGACCGAGCAAUGGGAGAUCACCCCGUCAUGGGGAUUUGAACUGCUGACCUUCUGAUCGGCAGGCCCUAGGCUCAGUGGUUUAGACCACAGCGCCACCCACAUCCCAUCAAUUUCAGCUGUACCCAGCCACAUCUACAUGCCUGUUUCCCAAUCCCUUCCUGUGUUGCUGAACCUACAGUGCUGUUUGCUUGUUAGCAGGAGUGGAAAAGCGAAUUUGAUCAUUGGCCAAGCUGCUCUCCAAAAACCCUUUCCAUCCGUCUUUCCGCAGAUCAUCCCGGUGCCUGACACUCACCCCUUGCUUGUCUUUGUCAAUCCCAAGAGUGGUGGGAAGCAGGGAGAGAGGUGAGAGGGGAAUGGGGUCUGAAGCAUAAAGGUGGUGGGGCAGGGGAGGUUAGAAUCAUAGAACUGUAGAGCUGGAAUGGGAUUCCAAGGACCAUCAAGUCCAACCCCCUGCAAUACAGGAAUCCUGCCCACAGCCAUCCCUGGGUGGACUCGAACCACCAACCUUCUGAUUAAGAGCCAGAUGCACUGACACAUUGUACCACAUCAUUCUUUUUUCUAGGAUGUGUGUCUUACGGUCCAUAUCAGUUUUGCUUUUGGGUGGUUAGAUGCAGUUUAUUUUUUAUGAGUUUUUUGUCUGAGGUUCUAUAGACAAUCCCAGCAGAAUAUAUCUCUUACAACAUGGAAACUCCCCCGCCCACUUCUAAUUGCCAGAAAAACUCUGGGUAAUCACUUAUACAAUUCGCAUUUGGCAAGGCUGCCAGGAGCUUGUUAAAAUUGCUUGGGGCUCCAGAUCUGAUCAGUGGGACACUAGCUGACCAUCCCUUAAUCUACGAGACCCCAUCAUUUGCAAACAUGUCCCACAAACUUGGUUUCUCCCGCAAAGCAUAUUACGAACUUGACCAAGGUGGUUUCUGAAUGGCUAUCUUUCCCCCCAUCUUAUUGGCAGGGUACUGCGGAAAUUUCAGUACCUCCUCAAUCCACGGCAGGUCUACAAUUUAUUGAAGGGGGGCCCCGGACCUGGGUGAGUUGCUGUGACCUUCAGUGCAUGUCAAUUGUGUCUUCCUGUUGUGACAGUAGAUGCCCAUGUUUCACAUCUCUUGAAGGAUAAAGCAGGUUGCUGGUGGGAAAUGGUGUGUGUGUGUGUGUGUGUGAACGAGCACAGCUGGAGGAAUUUUGUGCUCUAUAGGUGGCUUGUGAUCAGGACUGAGAGGCAGCUAUGGAACCUGUGGCUAAAACUUAAUUGUAUGCACCUUUCUCGUUCCAGGCUGAACUUCUUCCGGGAUGUGCCAGAUUUCCGUAUCCUGGUUUGCGGUGGUGACGGCACAGUCGGAUGGAUCUUGGAUGCCAUUGGUAGGUCUUUGAGACACUUUAAAGGUUUUCCUUUUCCACAGUGUGGUGUGAAUAAAGAGCCAAUCCAAAACCUCCGUUUUUGUGUCAACACAAUAACUGCUAGUUGCUUUAAAAGGGCCAAUGAUGUACCCAUCAUCCUAACACCUGGGGUUGUCUGCUAGCGUCGCUAAUGUUGCCACUCCAUGUUAUAAAGAAAAGACCGGUUUUCAUUCUCUUUUUAGACAAAGCCAACCUACCAAGUCGGCCUCCUGUGGCUGUGUUGCCCCUGGGAACUGGCAAUGAUCUGGCCCGCUGCCUUCGCUGGGGAGGAGGUGAGUAACACCAGUUGGUUUCCAUCUCAUGCUGCUAAUCACCUGGAAUCAGACCAGGUGACCCACUAGAGACUAUACUGUUUCCUUGUCCCAGCUAAGACCAUUUAGCCAUGUAGGUUUCUCCCACAGCCCUGAAUUUGACCAGUGGGUCCAUUAAUAACAGCAAGGAAGGUGCCCUGAUGUCAGGCAGGUUAGCUGAACAAGUGAGUGUACAGAGUCUCCUGAUGUUUCUCCUGGGGUUUUAGACCCUGGGUAUGAAUCUUGUGCUGUCCAAUUUCUCUUACGUUCCCUUUCUUUCUUUCUUUCUUUCUUUCUCCCUCUCUGUCUCCCUCUCCCCCUCCCCCUCCCCCUCUCUCUUUGUCUCUUUCAAAAGCAAAACCUCCGCCUCUGCAGUUUUGUGUUGAAAACAUUCAGUACAUAGCUGAUAUAGCAAUAACUCAUAAACAGUAAUGUGAUAGCAUAUAGUUCUUCCCCUGGGGCUAGGACAACCUGGGUUCAGAUUCCUGCCCGGCCACAAAGUCAUUUGCGUUGUCUACCUCACAUGGUUGUUGUGAGGAUCACCCCAUGUACCUUACCCUGAACUCCAGCAUAUGACUGGAAAGCUAAGCACAGCAGCAUGUAUAAAAUAAAGCUGCAUUUUAUAAAAAGCCUCUGACAGAUCUUGGCUCCAUAACAAAAGUGCUUUCUGUUGUGGCUUAAUCUUUCCCUUAAAUAGUAGCAACCCAAACAUUCUAGCAUGGGAAUUAGUCCUAGUACUGGAGAAAGGAAAGCACUGGAAAAGCAGCUUGAGGUUGCCUGGUUUCGUGCUCCUCUCAUCUUGAUUUGAUUACUAGACUAAGACUGUCUGGCCAAGGUGGGGGAGUGGAGCUUAUUACCAGAGUUCACACUUCCAACAUUUUAAAAAUCACAAGCCUACUCCCUCCCUCCUCAGUCUCUAAUGCAUAAAUUUCUGCCCAGGUUAUGACGGCGAGAACCUAGUGAAGAUCCUUAAAGACAUUGAGGCAAGCAGCAUCCUGCAGAUGGAUCGCUGGUCAGUCCAGGUGACGCCCGACAACCCUGAUGAGAAAGGGGACCCCGUCCCCUACGAGAUCAUCAACAACUAUUUCUCCAUUGGGGUAGUAAGUAUGAAAGGGGCAAGUGAAAAUCCCAAGGAGCGGCACUGAAGGACAGCCCUCCUCUUCAAGCCUGUGGAGGGUGCAUAUUCUCUCUCUACUACGGGAGGUUUUGCGGUCUUCUGAACUGUUGCUAUACUGGUGCCACUGAAAUCAGUGGCAGGAGACUGCAGAGAAGGGGGCAGGAGGUUUCAAGCAAGAGGGAUACAGGACAUAGCAGAAAGUUGAGAAGGACUGGAAGCGGGGGAUGGAGAGGGGACUCUGGGGAGCUGAGAGGUGGCAGGCGGUGGGAGGGUACUUUGGAAGAAGCUGUGUGGGACAUCUCCUCCCAUCACAAUGUUCCCUCUCCACCUCCAUGACACCCCCUCUUAUUUCUGACUCUGUCUUUCUCACCCACCCUUUCUCCAGGAUGCCUCCAUUGCCCACCGAUUCCAUGUCAUGAGGGAGAAAUACCCGGAGAAAUUUAACAGCAGGUUAGCACAGUACAGUUGGGGAGCACCUUCCCUUGGGUGCUGUAUCUACCCAGAAUCCUCUGCUCCAGAAUCAUGGCUGUCUUCCCCUGUGUAGCCAGUCCGAUCUGGCACUUGAGUCUCCUUAUUCAUGCAUAGGAACCUCUGCCUGUGGGGAGGAAGGGGCUUUUUGGUCCCUGGCCUCCUUGGCACACUGUCGGUGCUUUUCUGUCUCUCCCUGGGAAGCAUCUGUGGGUGGUAUGGGGCUGCCAUGUGGCCGAGAAAGCAGUUGGUUCUAAGGAGAAGGUGGUUUGGGCCAUGGAGUAGUUGGGUAGUAAAAGAGGAUGCUCUUCAGAGGGGGCAGUCUAGGCUGGCAACAUUGGUGACCUUUGGUAACAUGGUGCCCUGAGCAAGGCCAAAAUUUGGCAGCCCCAAAUGGAUCUUCUCAGUUAUGGAUCUUCUCAGUUUUGCUCCCAUGCGGUGGAACCGCCUGCACCGCCCUAAAUCUGAUGCUGCUGGCAAGUCCUGCAGGUGGAUGUGUUUGGCUGAGGCCUUCCUGGGAGAAACUGAACCCAGCCACAUGCUUUUCGUUUUUGUGUUUCGCACCCCCUUUUCCCCUGAACCAGGAUGAAGAACAAGCUCUGGUAUUUUGAGUUUGCUACAUCGGAGACCAUCUUUGCCACAUGCAAAAAGCUCAAGGAGUGCCUGUCUGUCGAGGUGAGGUUCCCCCUUGUGGCGCUCAAGUCGAACAGCUGUGCUGCAACUGUGAAAGAUGAGAGUUGCCUUUUCUGUCUUUUGCAAUGAUCUCUGCUGCAGAUUACUGGUGAAUCAGAGCAAACGUCAGUCCGCAAAAAAAAACAACGAUCGAUGUUUGUUAUGAUUUGGCAGUAAGCCACAAGUUUUCCCAGGUAAACCUCUCAGACUUGUGUCUAGAAAUCAUGGAACAAAGGGGAGUGUGGAUGAACCCUAAGGUUAAGUCAGACUCCAAGAGAUACUUGGUAUUCUUGUGAACACCAGGACUUAGGAACAACGUUGUCUCUGAGCAUGGGUGCACUCGUCAUUGAGUUGCCAGAAGCAGCUUGGGACCUGCUACACAUUUGACAUUAGGACUUCUGCAUUGGACGAGAGGGACUGCCAAGCAGGCUUGAGCUACAGCACUUUUCAUUUUAAAAAUAAGCACCACCACUUCUCCCUCUGUCACCUUUCCAUGGGCCUUUCAAGAAUUCGUCUUGAUUUGCUCACUUAGAGGUUAUGCACUACUUACCAAGCAUUUGUUCUGAUUUGUUUGAUUGGUCAUGAUCCCACACUUUUUGGUGCAUUUACCAGCCAUGUUUUGGUGUAUUUUCUAAUAACAAAAAGUCCUUUUUAAAAAAAGAAAGGCGUUUUGUUGCACCAGAUCACUUUAAUUCCUUUUCAUUGUGCAAACCUCAAUUUAUGAUAUGUGACUGAAUUUCUGCUGGAAAAUACUGACAGUCUGGAAGUGACCCAUGGAAAAAAACUACUCCUCUCUUGAUAGCUUCAUGUUGUUGUUGUUGUUGUUUUUUCUCUCUACCCUAUUAACUGCUGGUCAAGGCUGGAUCUAGAACUUAACCCUCACCUCAGUGCUGUGGGGUGGCAUUUAAAGGGACAUUGCUUGAACAAUUUGUAGGUUGGGGCAGCUGGCCAAAAUGUUUUAAACAGUUUUAAUUUUGGUUCCUCUGUUUUCUUUUCAUUGGGUUGGGGUAGGUGGUUGUUUUAAUUUUGGUAUAACUGUAAAAUUAUUAGUUUCUAUUGAUUUAUUGGUUUAUUUAUAGUCGGUAUAAGACAUUCUUUUAAAAAUAUUUUAUUUAUUUAUUUAUGUUUUUAUAUAUGCUGUAAGCCACCCAGAGUGGCUGGAGAAACCCAGCCGGAUGUGUGGUAUAUUAUUAUUAUUAAUAAUAAUAGUAAUAAAAAAGUCAGUUAUCUCUCUUGAUGAGAGAUGGUAAGCAAGAGAGAGGAAAUUUUAAAUAUGAUGUGGCGCCCUUCUAUAUUGAAUUCAUUUUAUUUUAUAGGGGUUGUGUCAUAUGAUUUAUGAUUCAUGUUUUCAGUUUUUUUCAGUUGGUUUUACCAACUGCUUUGAUAAUUCUAUGAUAUUUUUAUAAAAAAUAAAAUGAAGAAUAGAUAUAAAUAAAUAUAUUUAUAAAUAUCUAUACAAGUUUCUCUAGGUGGUAAAUUAGUUAUUGGAUUAUGAUAUUUAUAAUAUUGGUAUUUGUAGCUGUGUCCCUCUCUCUUUCUCUCUCUCUCUCUCUCUCUCUCACACACACACACACACACACACACACACACACAUAUAUAUGAGAAAUUAUAUGAAUGUAUAUGCAUUUGUUAUGUUUUUGCAGUUACUGCAUCCUUUGCAUCAAAUAAUAAAGAACACACACACACACACACACACGCGAUCUAUAUCUAUAUCUAUAUCUAUUUCUAUGAGUGAUGCUAACUCCCCCCCCCCCAUUCCUUUCCCCACCCCAAGUGCUGUGGGCAGUCUAUUGACCUCAGCGGAGCACUUUCUGGAGUAGCAGUCCUCAACAUUCCCAGCAUGCACGGUGGCUCCAACCUCUGGGGUGAGACCAAAAGACCUUUGGGGGAGGCGGCGGCACGAAGCACAGCAGGGGGUGCCGCACAGCCCCAGGUCAUCAGUGAUGCCGAAACUCUGAAGAACUGUGUACAAGGUGAGCUGAGGAAGAAGGGCAGCAGCGGGGCUCAGGUGGGUUGGGCUACUUUAGGCAGCAGCGGAUGUGGAAAGUGAGAGCAGAUGUGAAUUUUUGUGACCGUGAACGAGGAAUGGAGUGAUGCUCCACAGGUGGCAGGCAGGCUUGUAAUAUUGUGGACACUCCUGAGAACAUUGCACAGGUAGGGUUUGGCUAGGGAAAGCAGUUGUAAGUCCAGCUCCGAGGGCCUUCUGGCGGCCCCCCCCCCCCGGAAGAAGCGAAGUUACAGGGAACCAGGCAGAAGGCCUUCUUGGUAGUGGCACCCACCCUGUGGAAUGCCCUCCCACCAGAUGUCAAGGAAGCAAAGAAACACACAACUUUUAAAAGACAACUGAAGGCUGCCCUGUUUCGGGAAGUAGUAGUAGCAGUAGAAGUAAUAAUAAUAAAUUUAUUAUUUAUACCCUGCCCAUCUGGCCGGGCCUCCCCAGCCACCCUGGGCAGCUCCCAACAGAAUAGUAAAAACACAAUAAAUCAUCAAACAUUAAAAACUUCCUUAAACUGGGUUGCCUUCAGAUGUCUUCUAAAAGUCAGAUAGUUGUUUAUUUCCUUGACAUCCACAGAAUGGGUGCCACUACCAAGAAGGCCCUCUGCCUGGUUCCUUGUAACUUCACUUCUUGCAGGGAGGGAACCACCAGAAGGUCCUCAGAGCUGGACCUCAGUGUCCGGGCUGAAUGAUGGGGAUGGAGACCCUCCUUCAGGUAUACUGGACCGAGGCCAUUUGGGGCUUUAAAGAUCAGCACCAACACUUUGAAUUGUGCUUGGAAACGUACUGGGAGUCAAUGUAGGUCUUUCAAGACUGGUGUUAUGUGGUCUCGGUGGCCACUCCGUAUUUAAUGUUUGAUGUCUUAGCUUUUUAUAUGCGCUGGAAGCUGCCCAAAGUGGCUGGGUGAAACCCAGCCAGAAGGGCGGGGUAUAAAUAAUAAAGUUGUUGUUGUUGUCGUAAGUAGAUAUGGGCAAAACUUCCAAUAUUCUCCUCUUCUCCUCCUCCCCCUUGCUAUUUCUCACCUAGACCUAAGUGACCGGCGGAUGGAGGUGGUGGGCCUGGAAGGCGUCUUAGAGAUGGGACAGAUUUACACGGGACUGAAGAGCGCGGGCAAACGCCUGGCCAAGUGCUCCGAGAUCACGCUGCGGUGAGUUAGGCGGUUGGUCUGCGACGGGCUUCUCCUCCUUCUCUUGCAGUUGCCAUUGUGGCCCUCACAUGUCCUAAGGGAAAGAAAGAUGCCGGGUUGCUGGGCAACUUCCUUCCGCCCUUCCCAAAGGGUACCAGAUACAUGGUCACUGGCAGAGUGAGCGAUAACGAGCAAAAGGGGUGUCCACGGCUUAAUUAGUGCCAGGAUUCAGCCCAAGGACUUGGCUCCGGAGCAUGUGAAGUAACGAUGGUGGCCCUUUUGUGCGCAGAAUGAAAUUCUAUCAGCAAUUAUUUAAGCCCUUCACUCAAGAUGCAUUCCUAGGCUGAGCCUGCAGCACUAUACAAGCAACUCCUGCUUUAGGUGCGACCAAGCACAGGUGAACAGCGCUGAACCUGGAUGUCAUAAAGACAUCACUAAAAGGGCAGAAUGGGGACGAGGCAGAGCGCUUGGUUUUUCCAGCGGGUCUCUGAUUUCAUGCAAGCGCACCGUGACCUAGAACUCAACCCCCACGUGAAUAGGAGGUUGCCUGUAGUGUUUCAUAGGGUAUGGUAUAGUGUGAGGGUGAUCUUAGGCAAACCACUGUCUCUCAACCUCAGCCCCACAUCUGCAAUAUGGUCAUAAUAGUACUGGACUACCUUACAGGGCUGUGAUAACGAUUACUCCAAUAAUGCACGUGAAGGGCUUUGAACGGAAAUGAACGGUUUUAUUCCUUCUUAUUCCUGACGCCCGGGCCGAGUGUUAUUGCUUAUGCUGCCAAAAUGGCAUCACACACAUACACACACACACACACACACACACACACUAAGGAGGGAGAGAGCUUUUAAGAUUUGUAGAAGUAUGCAAAAUAUUUAGGGGGGAAACCUGAGCAUGCUUGGUGGGAGAAAUCAUAAAACUGAGAGGGUGGCGGAAUAGAGUGGAGUGAAUUUUGAAAGAGGGCAUCACUGAUUGAUUAAAUCAGUGAACAGGAACACUGGGCAGCUCAGUUGGUUAGAGCAUGGUGCCCAUAAUGCCAAGGUUGCAGGUUCGAUCCCUGUAUGGGACAGCUGCAUAUUCCUGCAUUGCUGGGGGUUGGACUGGAUGAUCCUCAGGGGUCCCUUCCAACUCGAGUUUAUAACAGGACAGGGCUGCCUACUGCAACAUAUUGUUGCAAAGCCCACUUGUAAAUUCUUAGUAGUAUAGGCUGGCUGAAGCAGAAAAUCCAUUAAGAGAAGCAGCCACUCACCUGCAGAAGUCUGUGUCUCAUGUUUCCAUGUUAGCAUCUGCUCACCAUUCCCUCUCUGUGUGCUUUUGCAGAACUUUCAAGCAUCUCCCCAUGCAGAUUGAUGGAGAGCCCUGGAUGCAAGCCCCAUGCACGGUAAGCACCUAGUACCUGGCUGGGGAACUGGAUUCCCCACCCCCAUGGACCACAUUUGUCCAGUGGAAGAGGCUGUUCACCUGUCAGUCACCUGAUGCAAGCAUGAUGUUAGGAGAAGCAUUUCCCUUUGCCAUCUGAUUGAAGUCAAGCUGCGCUGCUAAGAUGGAUGCCUCUAGCCAGUCCCACAGAUCAGCUCAUUGGCUCUGAUUGCAACCCUUGCUUUUGGCAGGGAUCAGCUGCACUCAGGAGUUCCAAUCGCAAUGGCACCAAAUUUUUACAAGCCCCACUCACCAAGGGCUAUUUGCGAGCACCCUUUAAGGCUACCAAUUGUUCCUUUACCUGCCCACGCCUGACAUCACAGGUGGGCAUGCUUUGGGGGAAACAGCUUUGUGGGUCGAAUCAGGACCCCUUUCUGAAGCUGCCCAGUCAGGAAGCUGCUUCUCACCUCACCGAUACAGAUCGCGCCAGCGUAAGGCAAAUCCCAAAGCUGCUGUACAUUAGUUCCUGAGAUGCGGAGCCUGUUGGGGUAUGGGACCUGAGAUGCUUUGUACUUCUUUCACUGAUAUGGAUGCUAUGUUUUGCUGGGUCGAAAAAGGGACGCAGCCAUUGCCUUGCUCUACCAUUGCAGGGGCACUAUGGCAUGUUAAUAGAGUCCUUCUUAAGUGUUGCCACACCCUGUUUUCCUGUGUUUCCAGAUCAAAAUAACCCACAAGAACCAAGCCCCAAUGCUCAUCGCUCCACCUCCCCGAUCCUCCAGCUUUUUCGGCUUGAAGAAGGGACCACAGGAGCCCUAA
This is a messenger RNA of Podarcis lilfordi (Lilford's wall lizard), 63783 nucleotides long. The record is from the annotation of a GenBank genome assembly. NCBI's taxonomy places the organism in Eukaryota, Metazoa, Chordata, Lepidosauria, Squamata, Lacertidae.